This is a messenger RNA of Podarcis lilfordi (Lilford's wall lizard), 82676 nucleotides long. Lineage: Eukaryota; Metazoa; Chordata; Lepidosauria; Squamata; Lacertidae. The record is from the annotation of a GenBank genome assembly.
AAAGGAUUGGAGCCUCAGCUUCAGGAUCUGUCCUUCCAGUGAGCACUCAGGGCUGAUUUCCUUCAGAAUGGAGAGGUUUGAUCUUCUUGCAGUCCAUGGGACUCUCAAGGGUCUCCUCCAGCACCAGAAUUCAAAAGCAUCCAUUCUUCAGCGAUCAGCCUUCUUUAUGGUCCAGCUCUCACUUCCAUACAUCACUGGGAAGCAACCUAGAUGGCUUUAAAAGAGGACUCUGCAAAGAGGAGGAGAGGGCUAUCAAUGGCUUCUCACUACAAUGGCUGCGCUCUUCCUCCACCAUUGGAGGCAGCGAUGCUUCUUAGUACCGGUUGCCGGAAACCGGAGAAGCAGAGACUGCUCUUGUGCUCAGAUCCUGCUUGCGAGUUUCCCAGGGGAGGCAUCUGGGUGACCACUGAGGAGGCUGGAUUAGGUGGAGCCCUCAGUUGCCCUUCUCUGCAUCCUCCUGUAUGCCAAGCCAGGAUGUGUGCCGGCAGUGUGUCAAUGCCCCUUGCUUGUCUGGGUUGAAGAUGGCAAAGUGCGUCUGUGUGUGUGUGUGUGUGUGUGUGUGUGUGUGUAGAGUCGUACCUUGGUUCUCAAACACCUUGUGACUCGGAACAUUUUGGCUCCCGAAUGCCGCAAACCCGGAAGUAAGUCUUCCAGUUUGUGAACUUUUUUCGGAAGCUGAACGGACUUACGGAACAGAUUCCUUUCGAGAACCAGGGUACGACUGUAUAAACCUCUGGAAUGUACCCUGCUGUUCAAAUAUAUGAAUCGCAUCCAUUGCUCCUCUCACUUUGCCCCUGGCCACACGCACUACUGGCGAGUGACUCACAUAAGGGUUGCCCUUGAAGGCAGGCAGCCCUCCGUCGGAAAAGGUUUCCUGGUGUGAAGAGUUAUCCUUCCUGGCUAGUCUUAGCCAUUCCCUCAAUUGCCCAGAGCUGGAUUGUGGUGCAAGGCUUUUAUCCCUGCCUAAUGCCUAAGGGACGCGGGUGGCGCUGUGGGUUAAACCACAGAGCCUAGGACUUGCCGAUCAGAAGGUUGGCGGUUCGAAUCCCCGCAACAGGGUGAGCGCCUGUUGCUCGGUCCCUGCUCCUGCCAACCUAGCAGUUCGAAAGCACAAAGUGCAAGUAGAUAAAUAGGUACCGCUCUGGCGGGAAGCUAAGCGGCAUUUCCGUGCGCUGCUCUGGUUCGCCAGAAGCGGCUUAGUCAUGCUGGCCACCUGACCCGGAAGCUGUAUGCCGGCUCCCUCGGCCAAUAAAGCAAGAUGAGCGCCGCAACCCCAGAGUCUGUCCCUUUACCUUUACCUUUAAUGCCUUUCCCAGGUCACCAGUGCAGGACCUGGAGGGAUGCAAAGGGAUGAAGCCGCUCUUAAGAGUUGCAGGCUGGACGUUCAGAAAGGCUGGAGCCAUUUGCAGGCACCUGGUUAAAACAUUCCCCACAUAACUUCGAGUCUACCCACCAAGUACCUGCUGCCCCUGCCCCCUGAACCAAGGGCCCAGUAACUUACCUUAAGAUAGAGCAGGGGAAUAUACAGAGGCAGAGUCUCCAAGCCCCACAGGCUCAUCUGCGCCCCCAUCCCUGCUGGAGAAGGGACUCUGGCAGGAUCUGUGGCAGGAAACCGGAGAGGAUGCAGAAUGGGUCCCUUUUGCUCCUGUUGCACAGUGAGCUAAGCCAGUGACUUGGUGUGUCAUUCAGACUGGGACUCACAUUUAAGCUUCCACACCAACGGCGAGAUACAGCUCAUAAGGAGAGAGGCUUGUCAGGAGGUCCUACACACGAGUAGGAGUCUGGCAAAGACACAUGCCCGACUGGCAUGUUCUCCCCCUCCUGAUUGGUCGUUCGGGAGAUUAAAAAACGUUUUCCAGUCUGAACAUCACAGCCUCAAAGGCAUCGGCACACUUCAGGAUCGGCAGAGUAUAGGCAGUCAGCGUUCAGACUCAGUAGCGCAGCAUUUUCUCUAAACUAUGUUUAUUUACAUAUAUACACUUGGAGCAUCGUAACUCAGCUACUCCUCCUUCAGCAUCAGACAGCAAAGAGAAAGAACAAAGGACAAAAGUCCUACAUCACGGAAACACAGUAAUAUAAACACCCUGUCUCCGUCACUUCCCACAAUGUGGAAUGAAAACAUACACCGUCAUGUGAUAAAAACAAUCCCAUGACUGCAACACGGGAAAUGAAUCCUAACAAGGCUAACCAAUAAUUCUGCUUCCUAUGGCAUGGUAAACCACACGUUGACUUAGCUCUGUAAGGCACAAGGCUAAGGAAGGUGGUGGAGGAGCAAAGUAGCUCUGGGUCCUCUGCAGGGUAGGAUAGGAUAGAAUAUAGAAUAUAGAAUAUAGAAUAUAGAAAUUAGCAGGGGCAAUCUAGCUCAACCCCCUGCAAUACAAGAAUCACAGCAAAAGAAUCACUGACAGAUGGACAUCCAACUGCUCUGUAAAAACCUCCAGUUGAAGGAUUCCACCACCUUCCCAGGGAGUCCCUUUCACCGUCAAACAGCUCUUGCCACCAAAAAGUUCUUCCUAAGGUUUAGCAGGACUCUCCUUGUCACUUGAACCUGUUGGUUUGGGUCCUACCCUCCAGGUCAGGAGAAAGCGAGCUUGCUCCAUCUUCCAGUUGAGCAGGGACCGAGCAACAGGAGCUCACCCUGUCGCGGGGAUUCGAACCGCCGACCUUCUGAUCGGCAAGCCCUAGGCUCUGUGGUUUAACCCACAGUGCCACCUGCGCCCCUAGAAACUACCUUACACUGUGUUUAAAACCAAAAUCGCAUUUGAAUAGAAACUGUUUCUCAGGUGGAGUUUCUCAGGCGGCUAGUCCUAGUCUUCCGGGUCAUGUGGCCAGCAUGACUAAGCCACUUCUGGCGAACCAGAGCAGCGCAUGGAAACGCCGUUUACCUUCCCGCCAGAGCGGUACCUAUUUAUCUACUUGCACUUCAUGCUUUUGAACUGCUGGGUUGGCAGGGACCCCCUUCAGAUAUUUGAAGACGGUUCUCACAUCUCCUUUCUCCAUCUUCUCUUCUCCAUGUUUGUGCGAUCCCUGUAAAGCCACAGUUUACUGUGUCGUGCGAACCCGGCCGCUGUCACUGUGGUUUGCAAAAGGGCAGCUCUAGUUUGCUCAUGGCGAAAGUGAGAUGCGGUCCAGCUCUGUUUCAGCUCCUGUUCCCAGGGAACGCACCAGAACAGCUCCCUUCCACCUUGUGCAUUGUCUGCAUGUUCUUUCCCGGGUCACGCUCCACCACACAUGAAAAGGAACAUGGAAAAGCUGUGCCAUGUGAAAAAAAAAUGCAGAAUGUGGCUUGGCAGCAGUUUAGUUUCUGUGGGCACUGGGUUGAGGUCUUUGUUUUUCGUACCUGCCUUGCCAGUGACGUGUUUUCCUCUCAGGCCUGCGGCUUUGAACAAGAUCCUCAUCGAGUGGUUGCAGGGCGUUCACAAGGAUGUGCCACUGCAGUCGAUGGCCAAGCUCUAAGCAGGACCCGGGCAGCAAACCUGGCUCAAGCGCUGGCGGUUGGCUUUGGGAAGAAGCCAUUGCGGAUGUGCUCUGAACGGUUGUGGGUGCUUUCGGAAACAAAAUGGAUUUUCACGUUGGUGGUGUGGAAAAAAAAUGUGUUACAGUGGUACCUUGGUUUUCGAACGUCUCCAUUGCCAAACGUUUCGGUUUUCAAAUGCCAUAAAUCCAGAAGUAAAUGCUUUGGUUUUCAAACACUUUUCGGAAGUCAAACAUGCCACCUGGCUUCCAUAUUGAGUUUUCUGCAUUGAGCUUUCUGUUCUUAGGCUUCCGUAUUGAGAUUUCAGUUUUCAAACAUUUCGGAACUCAAACGGUCUUCUGGAAGGGAUUACGUUCGAAAACCGAGGUACCGCUGUAUAAUGUAAUCCGUUCUUAACAACAGAAAAUGGACCAACAAUCAUGUUUUAAUAGCACAAAGCCCAAAACACCAGAAAUAGCCCCUUCCCCACAAGUUCUCAGCUCAUAUUGAUUCUGCUGAAAGUUCGUAAGUGAGAGAAUAAUUAUAUUUUUAAGAAAACUGUCCAAGAUAAUUCACCUGGCUUAAGAGUUUCGGGUCCAACACACCAUGGUUUAUUGGACUGAGAAUAAGCACUUCCUCCUCCUCCUCCUCCUCCUUGAAUCAAAGAAUUGUAGAGCUGGAAGAGACCCAAAGAACCAUCUAGUCCAACCCAGUCACCUACCUGAAGAGGAGGCCUGCUAGUUUGUUGGAGUACAGUUUCCCAAGGACAUGCAAGUCAGGAGCUUAUGGUUCUUAAGCAUGUCCUACAAAAAGGGGGGGAGGGGGCAAACCACAAUCAAACCAUGGCUUGCAAUCUGGGUCAGUCGGCAGCACUUAAACCACUGUUUACAGGUUCCAGCAUCAGAGGGAAACCGGCUUAACAAACCCAAGAUGGUGAUUGUUGUAGUGCAACAACAUUUGCAAGGCCACAGGUUCUCCACCCCUCCUGUAAGAUUUUGAAGAUUUGGUUGCAAUUGUGUAAGCCAAUAAUAAUAAUAAUAAUAAUAAUAAUAAUAAUAAUAAUUUAUUUGUACCCCACCCAUCUGGCUGUGUUUCCCCAGCCACUCUGGGCGGCUUCCACAAAGGCCAAAAAUACACUAAUAUGUCGUACAUUAAAAACUUCCCUGAAACCCCCAGAGCCAGAGAAUCUGUUCACGAAGAUUUCCACCAAGUGAGGGUGAGGUUUCUGUGCCCCACAUCUGUGCCCCUUGGCCUUAACUAGGAAAAUCAGGACAAAUCGUGGAGACUAGGGGAGAGUAUUAUGCAAAUUCUGUGCUCAGAAGUUGGCGUCAGGAUUCUAACACAGAGCUGUGCCUAACCGGAGGUCCCAGGAACUGAGGCUUGGGCCUUCCAUGUUCCAUGAAAAACAUGUGCCUUACUGCUGAACAAAAAACCCAGCCCUGCCUUAUGCGUCUGCAGCUUCAGAGUGCCUUAGGAAUCUCUUUACUGGGAUAGUGAAUUAUUGGCUUACGUUGAUUAGAGGAAAGGUUUCCUCUCUGCUGCUUUUAUUGCUGCAACAAUUACUUGUAGAAAAUCAGUAACUGGAAUAAAGAAAGAAGUUUACAAACUGUGUUUCCUCUUCCUAAUUUAUUUUAAUACAAUUUUCAUUAUUGCCAUUUCCAAAAAUCACAUUCACGUUCAAAUGUACAUUUCCACCAUUAAUAUCUUUCUUUUAAUAAAAACAUUCAACAACUUCCCUUCUUCCUUUAAUUUCCCCACCAUCCCUGCAUAUUUAUACAUAUCCAUUUAAAUAACUUUCUCGCCUUGUUCUUCAGGUUACAGACUCCGCUAACCCAGAAACAGUACCUCAGGUUAAGAAUUUUGCUUCAGGAUGAGAACAGAAAUCACGUGGCCACAGCGCAGCAGCAGCAGGAGGCCCCAUUAGCUAAAGUGGUGCUUCAGGUUAAGAACAAUUUCAGGUUAAGAAUGGACCUCCGGAACGAAUUAAGUACUUAACCAGAGGUACCACUGUAGAAGUCAAAGAAGAAACUGAGCCAGAAUCGACACACUCCUGAGCCUUCCGAGUUGGCGAUUCCGGCCCCAGUUUUGCAUUUUGCAAGCCAGCCUCCUGUCUGAGUUAGAUGGGGACAGGCAGGGCAUGAGGCCUGCCCCACAAUUUCACAGAGCGAUUGAAAGGGACAGUCCGGGUGGCAGCAGGCAGCCUUCCCCAUCCCUGAGUUUUCAGUUUAGAGAGGUCCUGCCUCGCCCUGUAGCCGGCCGAGGUGUUGGCAACCACUGAGCAGGGCAGAGGCGAUGCUGAUGGAACCCACAUCAUCAGUGGCAUUGCAAAAUGCGGCGUGAGGCUGGCAGCUUCACCCCUUCCGACUCCAGAGCGCCCUGUUCACACAUACGUGCUCGAAGAUUGGUUUUUGGUGGAAAGCGAGGAGCUGCCUCCAGGGCCUUCGCACUUUCAGAGCACUAAAGGCCGAAGUUUGCUAGUGCCGGACGUCACAUUGAACACAAUGCUUUUUCAGGGAGCGGCGAGCGAAGAGGCGUCAAAGGAAGCAGAUGUGUCAGUCGACCUCGCUCUUUAUAGACAAAGCACCAGGCUUUGUUGCAAGUUUAAAGUCCUAUAUGACCACCCUUAGUGAUGUAUGGAAGUGAGAGCUGGACCAUAAAGAAGGCUGAUCGCCGAAGAAUGGAUGCUUUUGAAUUCUGGUGCUGGAGGAGACUCUUGAGAGUCCCAUGGACUGCAAGAAGAUCAAACCUCUCCAUUCUGAAGGAAAUCAGCCCUGAGUGCUCACUGGAAGGACAGAUCCUGAAGCUGAGGCUCCAAGACUUUGGCCACCUCAUGAGAAGAGAAGACUCCCUGGAAAAGACCCUGAUGUUGGGAAAGAUGGAGGGCACAAGGAGAAGGGGACGACAGAGGAUGAGAUGGUUGGACGGUGUUCUCGAAGCUACCAGCAUGAGUUUGACUAAACUCCAGGAGGCAGUGGAAGACAGGAGUGCCUGGCGUCCUCUGAUCUAGGGGGUAACAAAGAGUCGGACACGACUAAACGACUAAACAACAACAACAUGACCACCCUUUUCAAAGCAUUGACAGCCUUUGCUGUGAGCCUUCUCCAUUUCCUUCCCUAAAUGCCCUACUCCAAAGGAGAAGAGGCGAGUAAAGAUAAGCUACUCAGCAUUAGACUGCAGGCAGGCAGGGAGUUUUAAAAAGCCCUCUCCUUUUAAAUCACAGUUCUGUUUCUCAUGAAAAAGGAAUUGAAUUAAAACUGAGAGACAAACUGCUCAGGAGCUAAUUCUCCCCGCCGCCGCAACUCCCCACCCCCCAGCCCGGCUGCCAAAGCUAUAAAGCGGUUGGUGGCAGGUUUAUGCAGACUAAAUCACGCCUGACAGAGCUGGUGGCCUUUUCUUUUUAUAGGAUUACACACAAAACGGGGCGCCGUAAGGUGGGAUUUAUUUGGGAGGGUGUGAACGAAAGCGUUUGAUACAGCAGUUAGAGGGAUCCGUCUUGGGGAAUGAAUUCAGAUUGACUUAGACCGAAGCACACAGCCUCCGAGGGGUGGGAAAGAAGCAGGAGACUUGGGGAUUUGGUUAGUGGGUCUGCUCCAUAGACAAAGCAGGUUGGGGCGAGAGUGUCACAAGAGUGCUCUGUCCACUUUCUCCAUGCUGUGCAUCAUUUUUGAACCUUCCUACCACGUCACCAGAUGCGGGUGGCGCUGUGGGUUAAACCAUAGAGCGUAGGACUUGCCGAUCGGAAGGUCAGCGGUUCGAAUCCCCCACUUCUCUAGGUCACAUUCCCUUCCAUCUCAUGCUAGGCCUUGACAGAGAAGAUAAUUUGAGCUCAUUUCCCUUUGUAAAUCUGACGUACAGCCAUCGACUUCACUGAGGCUGUGGUUUUCAAAUUUUAUAUCUGUGGGGAUGUGAUUGAAACAGAUGACAGCCCUUUUCCAUAAAAUUUGCCUUUUGCGCACUGGCCUGGGAUAGCCAUAAAAGAAAAAGAAAAAAAACCCCAGCUCUUUCAUCUGAUAUAUCUCAAAAGGCCUCGUCUCCAACAGUUCUCUCCUCUAUCUUUGUGGAGUUUAAAUAAGAUGGAGGGUAAUAAAUCUGAACUCAGUUCCUGGAAAAAUGGAGCAGUUUAAUGAGCCCCGGAAGCUGCUGUAAUGUCAUGCUGUAGCAUUGAUUCAGCCCGGGCUUUUCAUGGAGGAUAAGUCUGUCAAUGGCUAUUGGCCACAAUUACUAUGUCCAGUGAGCUUCUGAAUACCAGGUGCUGGGAAUCUCAAGUGCAGAAAGUUGCAGUUGACCUCAGGUGUGGCCAGUGUGAAAACAAGUGUGAGGUUCUGCACUUAAGCAGGAAUAAACAGAUCCACAAAUAUAAUAUGGGGAACACCUGGCUUACUAGCAGUACAUGUGAAAAGGACCUAGGGGUCUUGGUGGACCACAAGUCAACAGUGUGAUGUAGCAGCAAAAAAGACUAAUGCUAUUCUGGACUGUAUCAACAGAAGUAUAGUGUCUGGAUCUAGGGAAGUCACUGUUCUGCCCUGGUCAGACCCAACCUGGAAUACUGUGUCCGAUUCUGAUCACCACAAUUUAAGAAAGGAGGGCAACCAAGAUGAUCAAGGGUCUGGAAACCAAGCCUUAUGAGGAAUGGUUGAAGGAGCUGGGAAUGUUUAGCCUGGAAAAGAGACUGAAAGGAGAUAUGAGAGCCAUCUUCAGAUAUCUCAAGGGCUGUCCUAUGAAAGAUGCAGCAAGCUUGUUUUCUCCUGCUCUGGAGGAGAGGACCUGAGAGGGCUCUUCAAAACCUGGUUAACUCCACAUUCCAGCGAGCCACCAGGGAAUCUGCUGAGAGGCCAUCAACAUGGGAUAAGACAUCCCCUACGACUCUCUGGGAGCCAUUUGGAUCCUCUAAGUGGCAGGGGCAGACCAUUUGAAUUGGUCUCACCUCCCUGCGGACGGGAAGGGUCACAGAGAAGCCUAGCUGUACCAGGAAGUGAUCUGACCAUGGUACUUCGUUUCACUGGAAAAAGGUAAAGGUAAAGGUACCCCUGCCCGUACGGGCCAUUCGUGUCCAACUCUAGGGUUGUGCGCUCAUCUCACUCUAUAGGCCGAGAGCCAGCGCUGUCCGCAGACACUUCCGGGUCACGUGGCCAGCGUGACGAAGCUGCUCUGGCGAGCCUGCACCAGCGCAGCACACGGAAACGCCGUUUACCUUCCCGCUAUAAAGCGGUACCUAUUUAUCUACUUGCACUUAAGGGUGCUUUUGAACUGCUAGGUGGGCAGGAGCUGGGACCGAAGGACGGGAGCUCACCCCGCCGCGGGGAUUCAAACCGCCGACCAUACGAUUGGCAAGUGCUAGGCACUGAGGUUUUACCCACAGUGCCACCCGCGUCCCAUUCAUUUCACUGGAACUUAGUGUCAAAUCACCCACAUCCGUAGAGGUAAACACCAGGUCUAAGACAUGUCCACGGCUAUGUGUCAGGCCAAACUUAUUCAGGGACAGCCCCAUGGAGGCCAUGCUUUCUACGAAGUCCCAAGCAGCCCCAUGUAAGGUUGUGUCAUCAUGGAUGUUAGGACCACCAAACUAGGUGUCCCCAAGAGAACAUCUGCCAUGACCUGAAGCAGCUCGGGCAGGGAAUCCUUGGUGCAGCGGGGAGAUCGGUACACCCAAAAGAAUCCUGCACUGCCCCUAUUGCCCAACUUCCAGAACUUGCACUCAGAAAACUGGGUCUCCCCCAUAGGACACCUGGUGAAAUCUAAUUUUUCCUUUGUUACGGAAAAAUCUAGGUGCAAGGCUGCUCAGCCACCCAGCUGGUCGGGCAGAGCCCGCGGGUCCCUGCGGAAUAAAGGAAGGCGUCCAGCCACCAACCGGAGCAAAUAGCUGUAGACCAAAGUUUAUUGUGCAACAGGUUCAAAGAGGAAUUUUGAACCCCGAGGAUGGGGUGACAAGGACUUUUAAAAGUUUCUAUCUUAUCCCAGCAUACAGUUCAUUAAGCAUCAUCACUACAUCAUUGCUACAUCAGAAAAGGGGAGGGAUAUACAUGAUUAACAUAGGAGGAAAGUGUUGGGGCAACAGGCGGAUACAGGAAAUGCAUGGGGAAGUACAUUCUAAGCACUUACUACAAAGGGACAAUAGAACUUUGGUUUGCAUAGUCUGCCACCUGGGCAAGUCUGUCCGGAGGAGUGCCUUUGCCCAGCGAUUGACACCUAUGAGUACAGUGAGUACAGUGACCUCCCGCUUGAGGGAUUAUGGCGGGGACUGAGUGGUUUCCAAGUCCUUGGCCAAUGAAGCGAAUUGGCGGUGUGUAGGGAUGAUCGUGGGGUCCAGAGGGAGGACACUCCCCACACACAGGCAGCCUCAGUCUGCCUGCAUGCAUGACCUUGGGGUGCUGGGCACACUUCCCCCCACAGACAAGCCACAGCUGUCUGAACAUCAUUGCCUCUGUCUAACCUUUUGCGGUCUCAGUAGUCUGCUGUGCCCUGUCUGUAACCUUUGUCUCUGAGACCUUUUGUCUCCUUCGUCAUACACUGUGCAAGGGGGAAAUGACACGGUGGAAACAGGUGCCGAAAUAGCUUUGUACCACCCCACGACCUCAGGACUGGAAGAUGUGUAAAGGUCACAGCCCAAAAUGUAUCUGCCUGGGUUUGCAUAUUUGUGUCAAUAAAAGGAGGCUCCACAGGGCUGGCCGGCAACUUGCACACAGCUCACCUGUGCGCAGCUCACCUGCAUUAUCAACUCCUGCCUCAUGUCCAUCACUUCAGCGGUGGAAUGAAGGAAACUGGCAAAGGAGUUGAUUUUAUAUGAUUUUUAAAGCUAGGUAACUUCCCUGAGCUCUCAAGUUGAAAGGAUACAUUUAUGCAUAGUAUUUGUAACAUUUAACAACUUUAAAGAUGCCCCCCCCCGUAAUUUCCGUAACACCUUAAACCCCCACCCACAUGCCCUGGGUUGCUGUGCAUAAGAGAAACCUGGCAGACAAGUAGAGGCAAGAACAGGCCGAAUGUGUCCUUCGGCUCUGAUCUCCCUCUUGUUAGGUUUUUGGCAAGGUAAAUUCAUCCAAAUGCAGACCCUUCCUCCUCUGUUGCUAGGGAUAUCUUUGAGCCACUUUCCUCUCUGCCCUCAUUACAUUCCUGUUCGCUGUGGAUAUCCUUCGCCGGCCAACUGGGGCUCCAGGUUUAACAUAAUUAUUUUUCACUGAUGGGUGGGCAAGGAACAAAAGACUCUGAGCACGGGCGAAUGAUUGAAUCUGUCCGGUGAGAAUGCAGAAGAGUCCAUUAGACACCUGUUUGACUGGCUGUCAGCCAGAACCUCCUCAGAGCUAACCUGGAUGAUGGAAGCAGCCUGUGGGAAGCCAGGAGAUAACCUUGCUUUUGGCUUUUAAUCACAUUAGAAGCUAAUGCCGUGGCCCUGCAUGCUUUCCAUCUGUUUUACAAGGAGAGAAAAUUAAGCAAACAUGAUGGCGAGGAAAGGAUUGUCUGCCCUCCGGUCUGACACAGCAAGGUGUGAAGGAGGGGAGUGGGGGGGGAGAGCAGGAUGAAUUCUCUGCUCUGUGGAAGGGAAGGACUGACUGCAAUGCUGACUCCGCUUACCGGGGUGUUUUCUGCAGUCAUUAAUCCAGGACAAUUACUGCACCCCCUGAUUCCGCACUCGGGGUCACAAGCGUUCGCAGAAGUUUGUGCUGCAUGGAAAGGACAGCAGCGGUUGACAUUUGUGCCAUCCCGAUAUAGGAGGGAGGUUAAUCGGAAUCUACGUUGGAAGUUUUGGGACAGAGAAAAGGAAGGGCGUUUUCGCGCAGUGAAGUGUUAAUCUGUGGAACUCACAGCAGUGAUGGCCACCAGCGUGGAUGGCUUUGAAAGAGGGUUAGACAGAGUCAUGGAGGGGCAGAGGGCAAUCGGUGGUGUGAUAGGAAUCUUAGAUAUAUGUUAAAUGUUCAUAAAUGUACCAACCAAUCACGUACAUAGAUCAACACAGGAAGACCGACCUGAAAACCAUUUUUGAUUCCCAAACUGAGCAAAUGUUUUCUCUGCAAGGUCAAAGGAAAAUGGAAAAGCCUCCCCAUUGUCUUUUCCUUCACAAAUCCUGUCUUAAGGGCACAUUUAAGAUAUGAAUAGGGUGUGAGGCUGUGACCUGGCUCAGGAACUAAGUAUUUAUCAUUACAAAAGACUGGCCAGGCUCCCCAGGCAAUCCAAUCAAGUGAACAUUAAACAGGUAACCUGGCAGACAAGAUAAACAGCACACUCAGAUUUCUGCUGUAGACCGCCUUUUCUGUAAUGUAGGUAUGAUGUAUCUGGGGGGUGGUCUUAGGUUACACCCCUUCUGUGAUUGAAUGGAGGGGUGGUCUUGAGCUCCAGAGCAGGGAAUUUAAAAUGUCUAUAUAAGGCCUUGCACGCUAUUGUUCUGGGUUCCUCCUCUUCUCCUGCAUGUGAGGGGAGCACCCUGUUGCAACAGAUCAAUAAAGAUCAGGCUUACUAGCUGCUUUGCUUCUCAAUAUUCUCUGGUUGGCCUCUGUUAUUUUCUCCUACCAAUAGGGAACCUAUGUAAGGACUCUAUAUGGGCUCUUGGAUACCCCAUAAGGGAAAAAGGGCAGAUUUUUUGUUUACAACAGUGGCUACUAGCCAAGAUGUCUAUGCCUCCACUGUCACAGGCUGCGAUUCUUCGGGAUCCCAGUUUCUGGAAACCACAGGUGGGGAGAGUGCUGGCCUUGUGCUCUGGUCCUGCUCACUGGCAUCUGGUGGGCCACUGUGAGAAGAGGAUGGUGGUCUAGAUGGGCCCACUGGUGGACUGGUCCUGCAGCAGAAGUUAGGAGUGGAGUGCUCCAACCAAAGUCCUGCCAGGUCAUUUCUGCUGAUUCCAAGGACAGAGAAAUAAGACCUUCUGCCUGCUUUCCCCAAGGCCAUUUUUCAGGAUGGGCGAGGAAGGAGAAACUGUCCAUCUCAAGGUGGGUUUGUGUUUUUUAGCUCAGAGCAUAUAAACCAUCCUUUUGUGGCUGAGUCCUGAUAAUGGCAUUUGUUGUCCAAAACAGCUGGAGGGAAUGGCAACAGAUUGGGGAAAACUCAUAUGAAUCAUCAGGCUACCUCUUUUCAAAUAACAUUCUGGUUAUUUUCUCCCCAUCUCUCCCCCAACGUGUAUGUUUUCCCAGAAGAAAAAGGGGGUGGGCACGUAAUUUCUGCCCUUCCACGCUCCUAAAUUUCUGAGAAUCGCAUCUCUCUUUCCCGUAGAACCGGAGCGUCGCCGCCGUGUCAUUUGUUGGGUGUCGUGCUCCAGCUCCUCGUCGCUUCAUUUGUUCAGCUCAUUUGCAUACAAUUUCUCAAAGGUCAUCGAGGCAUAAAUUGAGGAGGUUUGAUCUCUCCUCUCCCCACCAAACUGCCCGAUUAAAUAGGCCGCGAUUGCAGGAAACAUCUGGCAAUGAUCGCCUGGCAGUUAAUUCUCCCGGCGCGGAGGUGGAACUCGGGCGACAGCGCGGAGCGGAACGGAAGAUUUAUCCUGGCACUAAACCUCGUAUGUGGGAAUAAACAGCUUCAUUUGCCCCUUUAUUCAUUCUCCAAUUUAGUUCAUUGUUUAAAGCGGGGCAGAGCGCUGGAGCUGGAAGCAGACAGGCUGCCGUUCUCACUUGCAAAAAAAGCAGUAAAAAGACUGAGCCCACCCCGGUUUCAUAAUUGGGUGGGUUUCUCUAUCCCGUAUAGUAAAAGCUCUGGUUUUCCCAGUAGUGAUGUGUGGAAGUGAGAGCUGGACCAUAAAGAAGGCUGAUUGCCGAAGAAUGGAUGCUUUUGAAUUCUGGUGCUGGAGGAGACUCUUGAGAGUCCCAUGGACUGCAAGAAGAUCAAACCUCUCCAUUCUGAAGGAAAUCAGCCCUGCUCACUGGAAGGACAGAUCCUGAAGCUGAGGCUCCAAUACUCUGGCCACCUCAUGAGAAGAGAAGACUCCCUGGGAAAGACCCUGAUGCUGGGAAAGAUGGAGGGCGCAAGGAGAAGGGGACGACGGAGGAUGAGAUGGUGGGACAGUGUUCUCGAAGCUACCAGCAUGAGUUUGACCAAACUGCGGGAGGCAGUGGAAGAAAGGAGUGCCUGGCGUGCUCUGGUCCAGGGGGUCACGAAGAGGCGGACACGACUAAACGGCAAAACAACAACUCCAUCCCCUUCCUUGGAAAAUGCCCCAGACUGGAGGUUACAUAAGGCAGCCGCUGGGUCUUGUGGGCACAUGGGACACUCAGAUUUCGGAUUGGUUGGUCUCCAGGAUAUUUAUCAUUUUUAAGACUCUUUCACUCGCCUAAAAACCCCCAAAAAAGUUACACUGGUAAUCAACAGCCCUUACACCAGAGACCUAGUUCUCCCUUGGAGUGGGGCAGAGAACUCCCAGGGAAUGUCCCUGAAGGACUAACUGCCAAAAAACCAUAAAUGUGAAUGCGGAAAGGAGCUGUGAACAUAGAUGGCAGACACUACCUUUUCUGUGGUGGCCCCCUGUUUGUGGAAGGCUCUCUCCAGGCAGCCUCACUUGGCACCAUCUCUAGGCGUCAGGCAAAAUCUUUCCACCAGAAGCAGGCCUUUGGCUUUAACUAUCUGUGACCUUUCAGAAGUGCUUGGGAUGGUAUAAUGUAUUCCCCUCACCCAGGGCCGUCUUUACCCGGGGGUGCAAGGGGUGUGAUGCACCCGGGCGCCAAAUUCGGGGGGGGUGCCUGCCGCUGAAGCCUCCUAAGCUCUUAACAGUGAUCCUGGGGUGAUUGCAGUCGAUGGGUAACUUCUGCAAAAUCAAUGUAUCUGGCAGUGGCGCCUAGUGGUGUCUCAUUUUUGCAUAAUUGCAAAACGGAAAGAUGGAGUUAUUGCUACCGCUUCUUUUCUUUUUUUUCAUGCUCUCCUCCUUAAAAGCUCAACAACUUUGUUGUUGUUGUUUAGUCGUUUAGUUGUGUCCGACUCUUGUGGACCCCAUGGACCAGAACACGCCAGGCACUCCUGUCUUCCACUGCCUCCCGCAGUUUGGUCAAACUCAUGCUGGUAGCUUCGAGAACACUAUCCAACCAUCUCGUCCUCUGUCGUCCCCUUCUCCUUGUGCCCUCCAUCUUUCCCAACAUCAGGGUCUUUUCCAGGAGUCUUCUCUUCUCAUGAAGUGGCCAAAGUACUGGAGCCUCAGCUUCAGGAUCUGUCCUUCCAGUGAGCACUCAGGGCUGAUUUCCUUCAGAAUGGAGAGGUUUGAUCUUCUUGCAGUCCAUGGGACUCUCAAGAGUCUCCUCCAGCACCAGAAUUCAAAAGCAUCCAUUCUUUGGCGAUCAGCCUUCUUUAUGGUCCAGCUCUCACUUCCAUACAUCACUACUGGGACCUCCCCUCCAAAAAUUUGGGGGUGCUGGGCGGAUCUUAGCACCCCAGUUCCUCAUAUGCCACAGACGGCCCUGCCCUCACCCCCUGGUUUUAAUGUCCCUAUGGGGGGAGGUUGGGGGCUGUAAGUUGCUUUGGGUUGCCGUGGGCGACUAACAAAUUUAAUACAUAACAAUAUAUUGGCUGUGAGUCCUGGAAGACCUGCUCCCUGCCUUGCAGGCUUUUCCUAGCUGGUGUAGGAGGGUGGAGCCUGGACUGACUCCAGCUACAAAAACUGUCCAGCAGGCUCUUGGGGUAUUGUUUAGGGGAGGUUGUUGGGGGGGGGGUUCUCGCCGUUACUGAUAUUAUUAUUUUUUCCAUUCCUAACCACGUUGGUGUCCAAGAUUUGAAACCGGGCUGCAUUUGGCUUCAUUCCUCAACAAAAACAAGGCUUUUAUAGGCUGCUCCUGGCCUUAUGUUUACAAUGACAAUGCUUCUUUAAAUUCUGGGUUACUCUCUCCACAAUUCAUUAAGAUGCCUUUUGAGGGGGAGGGGAGCAGAGUAAGGAGGACACAGUUUGUCAAGGGAGAGAAGGCAGGUGAAGAUGAACCCAAUCUAUUCUGACAGGCGGGAGACUCCGAUCAGCGAAAGAGCCCGUUUGCAAUUACUCCAAUUUGUUCGAGCGCCGCUGGCUGUGCCUCGUCCCCUUGUUUGUGUUUACUCUCCAGCAAACAAUGUUCAAAUCCACAAAAGGAAUCGGGCAGCCCUGGAUCUACUCUGGUCAUGAGUUGAUCAAAGCAAUUAAGCACAUCAGAAGCUCCUGCUGGAACCAACCAGCUCAGAUGGGUGAGGUACAAAUAAUAAAAAUACUAUUAUAAAAAUAUCAUCAUUGUUAGGUAAAGGAGCCCUGGACGGUUAAGUCCAGUCCAAGGCGACUAUGGGGUUGCAGCGCUCAUCUCGUUUUCAGGCUGAGGCAUAGCUGUCAACAUUUCCCUUUUUUAAAGGGUAAUUCCCUUAUUCCGAAUAGGAUUCCUCGCAAGAAAAGGGGAAAGUUGACAGCUAUGGGCCGAAGUAGCUGGCGUUUGUCCACAGACAGUUUUCCAGGUCAUGUGGCCAGCAGGACUGAACCGCUUCUGGCGCAACGGAGGACCGUGACGAGUGCCAGAGUACAUGGAAACGCCAUGGGGGGGGAACGACCUCUGCCCCUAUUCCCCAAAGAAAUGCUUCAAUAUUCUUGUGUGUGGGUAAGACUGUUUUAAACAACCUUUUUAAUUAAUUUUGAAGACCUUCCUCUCUAGAGGCAGAGAAAGGCAGGUGUCUGUCUAGAGAGAGGAUAGUUUGAUGCUGGAAGACUCUCCCUCGACCGUUGCAGGUAGUUUUGAAAUGCAUGGACGGGACAGAACUUGCACUGGUCAUCUAAUUAGUAAAAGGUAAAGGACCCCUGGACAAAUAAGUCCAGUCAAAGGCGACUAUGGGGUGCGGCACUCAUCUCGCUUUCAGGCCGAGGGAGCCAGCGUUUGUCCACAGACAGCUUUCUGGGUCAUGUGGCCAGCAUAACUAAACCACCUCUGGUGCAACGGGACACUGUGAUGGAAACCAGAGCGCAUGGAAUCACCGUUUACCUUCCCACCAUAGUGGCACCUAUUUAUCUACUUGCACUGGUGUGCUUCCCAACUGCUAGGUUGGCAGGAGCUGGAACAGAGCAACGGGUGCUCACUCCGUCACAGGAUUUGAACCGCCCACCUUCUGAUCGUCAAGCCCAAGAGGCUCAGUGCUUUUUAACACAGCACCACCUGUGUUCCAUGGCAUCUAAUUAGUACACUGGUACCUUGGUUUAUGAACUUAAUCCGUUUCGGAAGUCUGUUCUUAAACCAAAGUGUUCAUAAACCAAGGUGUGCUUUCCCAUAGGAGCUGGGGACUCAAUUUACACUCAGCAAGAAGCGGAACGUGUUCUGCUUCCAAGGCAAAGUUCACAAACGAAAACACCUACUUCCGGGUUUGCAGCGUUCUUAAUCCAAGUUGUUCAUAAACUAAGAUGUUCUGAAACCAAGGUACCACUGGCAGUGGGGUAACUGAAGUUCUGCAUCUAGUUCUGGGCACCACCGUUUAAGAAGGAUAUUGACAAGCUGGGAACAGUAAUCAAGAUGGUCAAAGGUCUGGAAACCAAGCCUUAUGAGGAAUGGCUGAGGGAGUUCCAAAUAUCUCAAGGAGGAUGGAGCAAGCUUGUUUUCUCCUGCUCUGGAGGGUAAGAUCUGAACCAAUGGAUUCGCAUGUCAAGAAGGCAGAUUCUGACAAAACCUUAGGAAGAACUUUCUGAGAGUAAGAGCUGUUUUGCCAGUGGAGCAGACUCCCUCGCAAGAUGGCGGACUCUCCUUUGUUUGGGGUUUUCAAGCAGAGGUUGUGUGGCCACCUGUUAGGGAUGCUUAACUGAGAUUCCUGCAUUUCAGGGAGCUGGACCAAAUGACCUCUGGGGUCCCUUCCAAUUCUACUAUUCUCUUGUUUCUUCUUUCAUCUGUGAUAAUUGUUGUUGUUGUUUAGUCGUGUCUGACUCUUCGUGACCCCAUGGACCAGAGCACACCAGGCACUCCUGUCUCCCACUGCCUCCCGCAGUUUGGUCAAACUCAUGCUGGUAGCUUUGAGAACACUGUCCCACCAUCUCAUCCUCUGUCAUCCCCUUCUCCUUGUGCCCUCCAUCUUUCCCAACAUCAGGGUCUUUUCCAGGGAGUCUUCUCUUCUCAUGAGGUGGCCAAAGUCUUGGAGCCUCAGCUUCAGGAUCUGUCUUUCCAGUGAGCACUCAGGGCUGAUUUCCUUCAGAAUGGAUCGGUUUGAUCUUCUUGCAGUCCAUGGGACUCUCCAGAGUCUCCUCCAGCACCAGAAUUCAAAAGCAUCCAUUCUUCGGCGAUCAGCCUUCUUUAUGGUCCAGCUCUCACUUCCAUACAUCAAUAAGCAUCUCUGCAAACUGUGCACAUACACCGCAUUUUGGCUCAGCGCUGUGAUUACAGCUUGAAACAAGGUUCCUUUAUUCAACAAGGGAUUUGGCAAUGCCAAGGUAGCUUCAUCGCAUCGUGUGAUUGAGACUUUGCACAUCACAUAAUAACAUUUCCCAUGUUGUCUGUACAUUUUUUCCCUUCUGGAUCAUCUAAGGCUCAAAUUGUCUCAAUCACACACGCAUAAACACACAGAUGCCAGAAGUGCUGCUUUCGUUGGAGAGGAUGAAAUUAAACCCGCUAAUUGCAGAGCACCUUCGGGUUAUCGCUCUUGUUAUUUGCAACAAAUUAUCUGUUAAUUGCACACCGAGCAGGCUUAUCUCUGUCCCCACAAGAAGAUGCAAACGACACGAUGCCUUGUUUGUUCAGAUUAAAAACUAAAAUAUGCACAAUUUGAUACAUGGAUGCACACAGAGACAUGUAACAUUGUGCAUUAACUCGGGGACAAGGGGACCCAGAGAUGCCACAGCAUUAAGUAAGGGUGAUUUCAUGGUAAUACAAGAGAAAUAUUGCCUAAGGCUGAUGACUAACAUCACAAGAAUGACCCACACCACUUUGUAGGUGUUUAUCCAUCAGCAAAUGGGAUGGUCUUUGCUUUCUUCACCAGCGGACAGAGUUUUCCUGAGAGGGACAAAAGCAGCCCACUGGAACGGCCAUGAAUAUGGGAUAAAUAUAGGAGCAACAGAUGGAUACAGUGGUACCUUGGUUCUCAAACUUAAUCCAUUCCGGAAGUCCUUUCCAAAACUAAAGCACUCCAAAACCAAGGCGUGCUUUCCCACUGAAAGGAAUGCAAAACGGAUUAAUCCAUUCCAGACUUUUAAAAACAACCCCAAAACAGCAACUUAACAUGAAUUUUACUAUCUAACGAGACCACUGAUCCAUAAAAUGAAAACAAUAAACAAUGUACUACAGUCACACAAUCAAUCAAUCAGUAGCCGAACUGGGUUCCACAUAGUCACAAAAACAAAACAAAAGAGUUGCAAAACAAAAACGCAAAAUAAAUAGCAAAAACAGACAGACCUCAUCUUAACACUCAAAACGAAAGUGUUGCGCUCAAAAUGGAAGUGUGGCACUCCAAGCGGAAGUGUAACACUCAAAACGGAGAAUGUUUGGCUUCCAAAAAAAGUUCACAAACCAAAACACUUACUUCCAGGUUUGCAGUGUUUGGAUUCCAAGUUGUUUGAGUACCAAGGCAUCUGAGAACCAAGGGACCACUGUAUACGAGAAACGGGCCACAACAUUAUCAGCUAAUAAGGACCUGCAGCCAAUAAAACACGUUAGCAGCAGGUUCAGCCAGUCACACCAGUGCAGGCACUGUGAUCUGAGCAUAAGAUGAUAGAAUCAUAGAACUGUAGAACUGGAAGGGACCCAAAGGGGUCAUCUACUCCACCCCCCUUGCAUGAUGAUGAUGAUGAUGAUGAAUAAUCCCUAGCUGUGAAUUCUGGGACAAAAUCUAGCCCCUCCUGAGCUUCCUUGCCUCCACCUGUAGAAGCUGCAGCCAUGCUAUUCACAUUGAAUGCUGAGGCCUCUGCUUCUGAGUCAGGAUGCAAUGGGCUGACUCAAUUCUACACUUUAUUGUUGUUGCUAACAGGAAGGUGCUCAGUGCUUUUUUCUGGUGGGACACAGGGGUACGCAUACCCCUAAACAUUUUGUGAAUCUAAGUUUGGCCUCUUUGAGGGGCAGUAUUUCAAAAUGAGUAGGAAAAUGAGAGUACUGCUAAAUGUUGGUUUUUUAAAGAAAAAAAGCACUGUAGCUGCUUCUUCUAAUGGAAAUGAGAGGUGGGUGGUGACACAGGCACUAUCCAGUAGGUACCAACCACACCCAGCUUUUGUUCAACAGGCUGAAAAGGCGUAGACCCCCCCCCCCAUCUUUCUAGAGCUUGUCCCAUUGCACCUGUGUUUUCAGAGCAGCAAAAGUGCUCAAAUAAACCAUCUUCAGAAAGCAAACUGAAAGCAAGUCUUGCAUCUUUGCAAACAGCCUAUUACCUGGUAUGUCUGCCACUAAAGUGUGUGUGUGUGUGUGUGUGUGUCUUUCAAAAUGGGAAAUUUCAGUAGCAGGGGCUUUCACAUAGUGGAAGAUAAGCUUACGAACGACUUGUUGGCCAAGAGUAAUCUGCUGUUUGUCUGAACUUGGAGCCUCCUCAGACCUCGCAGGCUGUUGUCGUUUGAACGCAGUGAUUGAUAUCAUAGCCGAAGGACCAUUUGCUAAAUACUCUGUUGCAAAGGAAGCCCCUUCUAUCUCAGCAGGGAAACAGGCAAUAGCUCUGGCUGACUGUCAGGCCAGUUUGUCCUUGUUAGGCGAGACCAAAUGAAUCUGUCCAAUCUGCGGAUAAGAGUCUAUAGCUGUAGCGCGGAGUAAGAAACUGGGGUGAUAAGAAAGGAAUGGACACUGUGCCCAUCUCUGGUCACCUUGCCUCAAAAAGGAUAUUGCAGACUUGGAAAAGGUUCAGGGAACCCAAAUGAGGGAAAGGAUACGACAACUGCAAGGAUGCUGGCAGACUAAGUUGUUGAACUAUGCAGAGAUGGCAGAAAUGACCGGGAAAAUCAGAAAUCAGGAGGAUCAAAACUUCAAUAAAGAAUGGAGGAAACUGAUCUGAGAGACCACUGUAAACGUUUGAACUCUUUAGCAGGGCUUAAAUAUCUCUUGCAAUGUAACAAAAACUUUGGGCAUAAUGGAGAACUGAAAAAUUAGAGCGAUGUAGUAUGCAGCUGGAAAGGUUAAGUAAAGAACCUAUGGAGGGAAGUCUAGACAUUCGGAAGAAUCUUGUGUAUUUGUUAUCAUUUGUGAUUUUGAAUGUAAACACUAAUUUGUAAAACCAAAUAAAAAUGAUUUCAAAUGGCCAAGGGGAUGGAGCGGUUCUCUUAUGAAGGAAGGUCGCAAUGUUUUUGGCUUUUUAGUUUAGAAACAAGGCAAGGAAGAGGUGACAUGAGAGAUUGCGGGGGCGCAGUUAAUGCCAGCACCGUCCGUUAAGAGUUUGGGUGUAAUCCUCGACACCUCCCUUUCCAUGGAGGUGCAGAUUGCAGCUAUAACAAAGGCGGCAUUUUUCCAUCUCCGCCAAGCUAAGCAGUUGGCUUCUCACCUCUCUCGCCCUGACCUAGCCACUGUGAUCCAUGCGAUGGUCACCUCCAGAGAAGAAGACGAGGAAGAGUUUGGAUUUGAUAUCCUGCUUUUUCACUACCCGAAGGAGUCUCAAAGCGGCUCACAUUCUCCUUUCCCUUCCUCCCCCACAACACUCUGUGAGGUGAGUGGGGCUGAGAGACUUCAGAGAUGAGGGACUGGCCCAAGGUCACCCAGCAGCUGCAUGUGGAGGAGCAGGGACACGAACCCGGUUCCCCAGAUUACGAGACUACCGCUCUUAACCACUACACCACACUGGCUCUGAGAAUGACCCAGAAACUGGGCUUCCACCGUUAUGUCCCAGCUCCUGCCAACCUAGCAGUUUGAAAGCACACCAGCGCAAAUAGAUAAAUAGGUACCGCUGCGGUGGGAAGGUAAACGGCGUUUCCAUGCGCUCUGGUUUCCAUCACAGUGUCCCGUUGCACCAGAGGCGGUUUAGUCAAGCUGGCCACAUGACCCAGAAAGCUGUCUGUGGACAAACAUCAGCUCCCUUGGCCUGAAAGCGAGAUGAGCGCCGCACCCCAUAGUCGCCUUUGACUGGACUUAUUUGUCCAGGGGUCCUUUACCUUUUACUAAUUAGAUGACCAGUGCAAGUUCUGUCCCAUCCAUGCAUUCAAAACUACCUGCAACGGUCGAGGGAGAGUCUUCCAGCAUCAAACUAUCCUCUCUCUAGACAGACACCUGCCUUUCUCUGCCUCUAGAGAGGAAGGUCUUCAAAAUUAAUUAAAAAGGUUGUUUAAAACAGUCUUAAGGUAAAGGUAAAGGGACCCCUGACCAUUAGGUCCAGUCGUGACCGACUCUGGGGUUGCGGCACUCAUCUCGCUUUACUGGCCGAGGGAGCAGGCGUACAGCUUCCGGGUCAUGUGGCCAGCAUGACUAGGCCGCUUCUGGCAAACCAGAGCAGCGCACGGAAACGCCCUUUACCUUCCCGCCAGAGUGGUACCUAUUCAUCUACUUGCACUUUGACGUGCUUUCAAACUGUUGGGUUGGCAGGAGCUGGGACCAAGCAACAGGCGCUCACCCCGUCGCGGGGAUUCGAACCGCCGACCUUCUGAUCGGCAAGUCCUAGACUCUGUGGUUUAACCCACAGCGCCACCCACGUCCCUAAAACAGUCUUACCCACACACAAAAAUAUUGAAGCAUUUCUUUGGGGAAUAGGGGCAGAGGUCCCCCCCAUGAAAGUUGGUUAAAUUGUUUAUGGAUGCUUCCACUCCAGCCAGAAUAUUGCAUGUUCAGAAAUCAAAAGCAGUUCCAACGAAAGAAGAGUAGACUUCAGAGCUAUUGGACUAUGUGGAGAUGCUUAAAUUGAUGGCGAAAAGAAGAGACCCAAGGGACGAAAUGUUUGUGGGAGAGUGGAGACCCUUUCCAGGUUAUCUGAGAAAAUAUUAUAGGCAAAUGAAAUCGCAGGCAGGGCUGGAAAUAUAAGCAAAGGAAUGUGAAUGAUAAAGGAAUAUAAUGUAGAAUAUAUGUUAUAGAAAUAAGUAUUAAAAGGUUUUUGAAAAAUGCUGGAUGGUUAAGUCCAGUCAAAUUUGCCUAUGGGGUGCGGCGCUCAUUUCCACUUUCCUGCCGAGGGAGUCAGAAGUAAGUAUUAUAUUUAAAGCAGUCGAUAAAAGGUUUUGCACAGAAACAUCAAGGACGGGAAGUCGAAAUGCUAAGGGAAUAUUGUAUGGAAACUGAAUUGGAUUUGUUAAAUUGUAUGAAAAUCAAUUAAAAAAUUAUGAGGCUGAUUCAUUUUUCAGGUAUCCGGUGGAAAUCCCAUUCAUUUUUUACUUUUAAAGAGAAAUUAAUAGCACGUCAAAGAGGGGGGCGUAUGCCCUUCUUUGCACAAACGGUUCAGACGUGUGGACCUGGCGCGCACACACACACACACACACACACACACACACAUAUAUAUAUCCCUUUUGGAAAUUGGGAGCGAAAAGGGGACCAGGCCUCCAAAGAGAUGUGCCAUUUCAGAAAAACACACAGAGGUUCUGCCGCCUCAUCCUUAUACUGCGCACAGCGGGGGCAUCGUGACAUUUCCUUAUCUUCAAGGCCGCUCUAUCCCAGAGCAAAUCAUGUUUGCUUUAUUUAUUUAUUUUCCCUGAGAGUGAGAUGCUGAGAACACAAGCGAGAUAAAAGGAGGAGGAUGUUGCAAGGGGGAGAGAGGAGGGGGGGCAAGAACACAGCAGUCAGAAGAUUUGGGGGGGGGGAGUUGGCGGCUUUCAAUGCAAUAAAAGUCUUCCAAUGGAAACGCUUUGUGAUAGGGCCGGGUUCCGCCGCUUCGGGUUAGCUAAUAAAUCCAGGGUGCCGUCCGCGGAGCACGAUGCCCUUUCGUUCUGCCUCUUAUCUGACGGAUGGUGACACUCCUUAAUUAGCUGGGGGGGGCGGUCCACCAAAGCCCUUUCUAUUAGCCCGACAGCUCUGCUGCUGCAGGGGACAAAAAUUAAAUAAAAUUCUACCCACUGACAUUUGUCUCCCAAGUCUUUUGCAAUAUGAUCGGUGGCCCGGUUUAAUAAGACUCCUCCUUUGUUAGCAAAAUCAGGGCCAUAAAAGAGAGAUGGCGUGGGCCAGUUUUCCAGGUGGCAUCGCCUUCAACAAAGAAGCGGCAUGAACAGAUUCUCAGAGUUCAAAAUCUCUCUCUCCCUUUCUGCCAGUUAAUUUCAUUGAUUUUGUUUUGUUCGUUUAUUAAAUUUGUAUGCAAGUUUGUACCACCAAGUACUAUCAAGAGAUGGUAAGGUAAAGGGACCCCUGACCAUUAGGCCCAGUUGCGGAUGACUCUGGGGUUGCGGCGCUCAUCUCGCUUUAUUGGCCGAGGGAGCCAAUAGGAGAAAGAGAGAGGAGAAAGGAGGAGGGAGAAAGGUUGUUUUCUGCUGCUCCAGAGAAGCGGACACGGAGCAAUGGAUCCAAACUACAAGAAAGAAGAUUCCACCUAAACAUUAGGAAGAACUUCCUGACAGUAAGAGCUGUUCGACAGUGGAAUUUGCUGCCAAGGAGUGUGGUGGAGUCUCCUUCUUUGGAGGUCUUUAAGCAGAGGCUUGACAACCAUAUGUAAGGAGUGCUCUGAUGGUGUUUCCUGUUGGUUUCUAUUUCCCUCACUGAGCAGCAACUGCAGUCACAAGACAGGUGUUUACAUUCCACAGUCUGUACUGUUGGAGUUUCUCACGGGAAAGGGAGACUGGAUGUGACGUACACUGGUUUCCUGUUUUUCACUGUGUGAUUCUCUCCGAGCUGUGGAGAGAGGAUGCAUUUUCUCUGCUCCUGCAGAGGCAAGAUGUCUUUCUGUAAUAUACCAGCUUUGAACUGUAAAUAAAGCAAUAUAGAGUAUGUAACACAUUUUCCUCAUCCUUCCGCUGGCCACGACAGACUCUGCUUUAAAUCAACACGUGGUUAUGGGCUCCAGACGUCGAAUCGGAGUGCCGGCAGAGGAUCGGAAUGCAGAGGGACGGAUCGGAAAGGAAUCUGCUCUGCGCGUAGAAGUGAUUGAUGAGGUAUGUGCUACUGCUCCGGGCAGCCUGCCAGCUUCAAGAUAAUGGCUUUAUGGCUGGACUUUGAACUUUUAAAGCCGGUUUUGCCGGGAAUAGGCAAAAGGCUCCCAGGCACAAGUCACUAUGCUGGGGAAAUCGAAAGUAACUUUUAAGUGUGCCUUUGUAAUGAGGCAGCAGCAGCAUAUGACGCUGAAGGCUAAUGCCAGAGUCAUGAUGGCCCUUCAGGAUGCUUGUAGGAUUCCUAAGCUCAACAAGAAAAAUUACAGCGACUGGGUUCAGUAUGCAGAGGCAAUUCUGCGGAAAGAGGGUUUGUUUGAGGUGAUUACAGGAACCCCCAGUUCCAGUUACAGAUGCAUGGGAAGCUAAGGAUUCCAAAGCAAGGGAACUCUUACAUUGAUAGUAUCCCCAGAAGAGCUCUGUCUAUUGCGUGAUAAGACCUCAGCCAGAGAAAUUUGGGACGCUCUGAGAGAGGCUCACUUAAGGACAGAAGCUGGAUCCACUAUGUUUUAUUUUAACAAGCUGCAUAAUAUGGCUCUUGCUGAAGGUGGAGAUGUGCGUUUACAUCUAAUGGAGAUGCAAAAUCUCAGACAUGAGCUGCAACAGAGAGGACUCAACUUUCCAGAGGCUGUGUAUUCUUUCAUGAUACUACAAUCUUUGGGUUCAGGUUGGGAGUCUGUUGCAACCCAGAUUGCUGUGCAACCAACUGCUCAGCUGACAGUGGACUUUGUUACUGCCGUGAUUUUAAAUGAAGCAGAUCGCCGGGGUGCUAGCUGCAUGGGCAAGGGAAGUCUUCACAGACGUCAUCCCAUAGUGCAGUGGAACCACCAGAUGGCGCCAAAGCUUUGAAGGCAGUGAAAGUGCUACUCGUGUGGACGUCUAGGCCAUAUGAAGAGGGAAUGCAGACAUCCCAGGGCCAAGACAGAGCAGCGCAGCGAAGCUCAUCGCGCGGAAAAGGCCGAGGCAAAGGCAAAGGUCCGGUGUCUAGGACAACGCAGCACAAGGCUAUGGUUUCACGCUUCACUCCAAAGGUUGCAGAGGUCCAGAAGACGUCUAGAUCUUUCUUCGUUGUUGAUUCAGCGGCCACCCACCACAUGUGCAACGAUAAGAAACUGUUUGUGUCUUUUACACCGCAGGAAGGUGCGAUUCACCAGGCGGAUGACCACACUAUUCCCAGUAAAGGCUACGGAACUGUUGUUCUUCACAGUUUGGACUUAUCGAUACAGAAUGUGCUUUACGUGCCAGACGCCAAACAUAAUCUGCUCAGCGUUGGACAGCUGAAUGAGCGGAACAUUGACGUUUCCUUCAAGAACAAGAAGUGCAUCAUCACAAAGAAAAAUGAUUAUGUAUUGCAUGCAGAAUAUGUUGAUCAUUUGUUUGUUUUGUAUUAUGAUGAUGUGGUGCAGGAUGACACUUGUUGCAUUGCAGGUUCUAACAAAAGUUUGCAUGCAGAAUGUAUUCACGAUUUUCAUCGAAAAUUUGGUCAUUUGCAUUUUGAGGCAGUAUCUAAAAUGCCUGCCUUGGUUGAAGGUAUGACUAUUAAACCCUGCAGGUACCACAUGAAGUGCAAAGCAUGCGCAGCAAACAAGGUGAAAAUGGCUGCGAAAGGUGUCUAGUAGGACAGCUACAGAACCAUACCAGGUUGUUCAUGCUGAUUUGGUUGGACCACUAUCGCCCUCUUUGGGUGGAAAUAGAUACUUCAUGGUUCUCAUUGAUGCAUUUUCUAGAUAUAUUUUUGUGUACAAUCUCAAGCAGAAAUCGGAGGCUUUUCCUAGGUUCAAGGAAUUCUGUGCUUGGUUGGAAAAUGUGCAUGGUAAGAAGAUAAAGACUCUUUUCAGUGAUCGCGGGGAAAUUCACUUCUCAGCAGUUUGAAGCUUUUCUGACUGAGAAAGGAAUUCAACACGAUUUGUCUAGUCCUCGCUCGCCAUGGCAGAAUGGACUUGCGGAGCAGGCAAAUCAGACUUUGCUUCAAGGGUUAAAGACCUUGCUGCAUGAUGCCAAUCUUCCAGAGAGUUAUUGGGCCGAAUCUCUCUCGUGUUUUGUUUACAGUUACAAUCGCAGGCUAUCUUCAGCGAUUGGUUGUACCCCCUAUGAGAAGAUGUUUGGCAAGAAGCCAUACAUCAAACACAUGAAGAUUUUGGUUCUGACAUGUGGGUUCGCUCACCACAAAACUCCAAGUUAGACAAGCGUGGAUUGCAUGGUAUCUUUCUAGGUUAUCAGAAAGGGUCUUACAGAAUAAUGAUGACUGACUCUAAGACAAUUAAGCUCACGAGAAGUGUUGAGUACAAUGCAAAGUGGGGGAGAAUGUGGGAAUUUUCCAAUGUUAUCCUGAUGACGGUGAUGAGACUGAGGAUAGUCAAAAGCAACCACAACAGCCCACACCCACUGAUGAAGGUUCUGAGUCUGAAUCUGAAACUGAAUCGGGUGAUUCAGAGGAUUUCAAGAGUGCGAAAGCCUCUAUGCGACCCUCUGAAAGCUCUGAUCAAGAAUUGGAGGAACCAUUGUUCACAAUAGGUCGUUUUUCUCCUAAGAAGGAAGAGGAGAGUGUUGAAGACUUAAGGCUAAUUCGUAGGUCACAGAGAGCCACAAAAGGCAAACCUCCAAAGAGAUUUGCUGAUGAGUUUGCUAAGAUAGCAGUAACAGCUGUUAAAAGCUCCAAGAAGGUAUUUGAACCUUCAAGUUUCCAAGAAAUCCAGGGUUUGGAUUCAAAGGAAGCUGAGCCAUGGUUAAAUGCCAUGAAGGCUGAGCUUGAUUCCUUAGAAAGGAACAAAACAUGGGAGCUAGUUCCAGUAGUUCCAGGAAUGAAACUGCUUGGAAGCAAAUGGGUCUUCAAAGCGAAGACAGAUCAAAAUGGCAAGAUAGUCAGACACAAAGCCAGAUUGGUAGCCAGAGGUUUUGCACAGGUACCAGGUGAAGACUAUCACGAGACCUAUUCACCCACAGUGAGAUAUGAAAGCAUUAGGCUUAUGCUCAAGCUAGCUGCAGAGGAAAAUCUACACAUUAGUCACCAUGAUAUUAAUACAGCUUUUCUGUACGGAUCUCUAGAUGAAUCACUUUAUAUGCUUCCACCUGAUGGCGUACAGGUAAAACAGGGAUUUGUUUGUGCUCUGAAGAAAUCCCUUUAUGGUCUCAAACAAAGUGCACGGUGUUGGCACACAAAACUCACUGAAGUAUUGUUUUCUCUAGGUUUUCAGCAAGGAAAGCUGAUCCAUGUGUAUUUGUCAAAGAGGAGGGGCAAAAGAAACUGUACUGUUUGUUUUAUGUUGAUGAUUUAUUAUUCUUUUGGAAAGAUGUUGCAAUGUACAAUAGCGCCCUAGCUCAACUGAAAGAGCACUUUGACAUGAAAGAUCUUGGUGAGGUAAACAACUACCUAUCUCUGGAAAUAGAGAGAGAUCAAGAUGGUAACAUUCUAGUACACCAGUCACGGAAAAUUGCUGAUGUGUUAAGCAAACUAAAUCUGAUGGAUGCUAACCCUGUAGACACACCGAUGACAACAGGUUAUCAGGUAGAUGACACUGAAGAAGCAUUUUCUGACACUACACUGUACAGGAGUGUGCUAGGCAAGCUAAACUUCAUUGCCAGAUGUUCAAGACCAGACAUUGCUGUUAGCUGUAAUUUGCUAAGCAGACAAGUCAACAAUCCUAGUGUCAAGGAUUGGAAAGCUCUGAAACGCAUAGCGCGGUAUUUGAAAGGCACUAUGCAUUACAGACUGAGAUUUAACAAUCAGAAGUCUGGUGGUCUUGAGAUAUUUGCAGAUGCAAGUUUUGGAAGUGACACUACAGACAGGAAAAGUACGUCUGGAGUUUGCUAUAUGUACAAUCAGAGUCUGUUUGAUUGGUCAUGCAAGAAGCAAACAACAGUUAGCUUAAGUACUUGUGAAGCCGAACUGAAUGCACUGUCUUAUUCACUUAAGGAUUGUGAAUGGUUAGUACAAUUGUGCAAAGAUAUGAAAAUUCCUGUCAAAUGUCCAAUCCAGGUUUACCAGGACAACAAAGCAUGUUUGGCUUUGCUGAAGUCUGAAGGUUGUAAGCAAAGCACAAAGCACUUGCAAUUAAAGUUGCAGCAUGCUAGGGAAUGUAUUCAGAAGGGACUCGUAACGGUGUCCUAUAUGCCAGGUAAUGAAAUUCCUGCUGAUGUAUUGUCCAAGAUUGUAUCAAGGGAUCAACACUGUACCUAUGUGCAGAAGUUGGGUUUGUACUGAUAUUGUGCAAACACGCUGCCCAGUGAUGUUCACAGAAAGGGGAGGAUGUUGGUUUCUAUUUCCCUCACUGAGCAGCAACUGCAGUCACAAGACAGGUGUUUACAUUCCACAGUCUGUACUGUUGGAGUUUCUCACGGGAAAGGGAGACUGGAUGUGACGUACACUGGUUUCCUGUUUUUCACUGUGUGAUUCUCUCCGAGCUGUUGAGGAGAGAGGAUGCAUUUCUCUGCUCCUGCAGAGGCAAGAUGUCUUUCUGUAAUAUACCAGCUUUGAACUGUAAAUAAAGCAAUAUAGAGUAUGUAACACAUUUUCCUCAUCCUUCCGCUGGCCACGACAGACUCUGCUUUAAAUCAACAUUUCCUGCUUGGCAGGGGGUUGGACUCGAUGGCCCUUGUGGUCUCUUCCAACUCUAUGAUUCUAUGAUUCUAUGAGCCGGUGUACAGCUUCCAGGUCAUGUGGCCAGCAUGACUAAGCCGCUUCUGGCGAACCAGAGCAGCGCACGGAAACACCGUUUACCUUCCUGCCGGAGUGGUACCUAUUUAUCUACUUGCACUUUGAUGUGCUUUCGAACUGCUAGGUUAGCAGGAGCGGGGACCGAGCAACGGGAGCUCACUCCAUCACGGGGAUUCGAACCGCCAACCUUCUGAUCAGCAAGUCCUAGGCUGUGGUUUAAGCCACAGCACCCUUGAUUCAAGAGAUGGUACCUCAGUCUAAACCACUGAGCCUCUUGGGCUUGCUGAUCGGAAGGUUGGCGGUUCAAAUCCUCGCAACGGGGUGAGCUCCCGUUGCUCGGUCCCAGCUCCUGCCAACCUAGCAGUUCGAAAGCACACCAGUGCAAGUAGAUAAAUAGGUACCGCUCUGGCGGGAAGGUAAACGGCGUUUCCGUGUGCUGCUCUGGUUUCGCCAGAAGCGGCUUAGUCAUGCUGGCCACAUGACCCAGAAAAACUGUCUGCAGACAAACGUCGGCUCCCUCGGCCAGUAAAGCGAGAUGAGCGCCGCAACCCCAGAGUCGUUCGCGACUGGACUUAACUGUCAGGGGUCCCUUUACCUUAAAUAUAUACUCUUAUGAAACUGCAGGUUAUUACAAUAAUCUUGCUAAUGUUUUCAUUUGUUUGCAAUUUAUCUGUAAAUAUUCAAUAAAACAUUUCCAUUCUUAGAUUAAAAUUUCUGUUAUCUUCAUUUCUUAUUCUUCCAGUAAAUUUCGCCAUUUCUGAAUAUUCCACAAGUUUUUGUAUCCAUUCUUCCUUUGCUGGGACUUCUGCUUCUUUCCCCUUUGGGGCAAAAAGUGCCCAAGAGAUUCUGUUCUCCUUGAUGCCUGUGGGCUGCCCUCGCUUCAAGCCGAUAGAAGACACAUCUGACAUCUGAGGACUCUAUGAAUAUUCAGCAACAGUCGCGGCCCUCCCCAAAUCUAUGCAAGUUGCCCACUUUGCAUUGAUUCAAUCAGUGUCUCGUGCUUCUAAUUGUCAAACGCAUUCAAAACUCACAGCCAUCAGAUCACUGACAUCACUCUGCAGUCGCAAUCAAUUGGUUGCGAUCGCAACUGCCUUCUCAAAAUUCCCGUGUAUUCUCAUGCAAAUUUGCAUUUGCAGCCUGUGCCAUGCAUUAUUCAGCUGCAUAAAUGCACCGCAUUUGCAUGCUCCUGACCUAAACCGAUCAUGGCAGGCCUGUCUGCUGUACCUGUUUAGCAGACACAAUGGCCUUACAGAUGCUGAGCGCCAUCCUCAGUUACGCAGAUUGCUGCCUAUUAGUCCAAGGUGAUUGGUGGUGUCUCAUCAAUGAGGGCUAAUGAUAGAAGACAGGCUCCUGGGAUUCUAUCCAGAAACUUUGGAAUGAAACACCCAGCAUAGUUUGGAGAAGUUCAUACUGCUUCAGUGGGGUGAGAUGGGGAGAGAGGGAGCAAAAGGUGGUUAAAGAGUUUUCUAGUGAGAGUUGACUGGAAAGUAGAUGGAGCCUUGGAAGAUGCAUAUAAUAUAAUAAUAUAAUAUAAUAUAAUAUAAUAUAAUAAUAUAUAAUAUAGGUAUAAUCAAAGGAGGAUUCCCUGGAUGGCAAGAUCCAGGUUUGGGACAAGAACUCUUUGCUGAGAGCACCCCAGCAGAAAUUUAAAAUCGCAAAAUAGGCAUCAAAGUAAAGCAUGGAAAUAUAGACUGUACAACCUUUAAAAUGCAGUCAUACCUCAUGUUACGUCCGCUUCAUGUUACGUUCUUUCAGGUUACUUCCGGGUUUUGCCACUUGUGCAUGCGCAGAAGCGGUGAAUCACAACCUGUGCGUGCGCAGACACGCCGCUGCAGGUUGCGCUCUUUUCAUGUUGCGAACAGGCCUCCGGAAUGGACCCCGUUCGCAACCAGAAGUACCACUGUAUCCCCUUCUAAGUUGCUUCCAAAGUUCCCCACUCUCCUUCUUACAAACUCUGCAAAGGUCAGGUUCAUGUGCUUUUCCAUACAGCAGUCAGAAAACACAAGCCGUAAAACUUAGGUUCCAAAAUGGUGAGUGUUUCUGAAUCAUUUGUAUAGUAGGACAGCUUACUCUAUGACCUUAACCCCUUUCAUGCAUUAAUGAGACUUAAGCAUGUUGGUUAUAUGAGGCUGCUUAUCCCACGGCUUCUGAACCCCAGUUGCUGCAAACCACAGGAGUGGAAGAGGACUCUUGAGCUCAAAACCUGCUUGAGAGCUUCACAUUCAGGCAUCUGGUUGGCCACUGUGAGAAAAGGAUGCUGGACUAGAUGGGCCAUUGGCCUGAUCCUGCAAGCUCUUCUUAUGUUCCUAUGCUUGUUAAGCCACUUGUAGCCCUUUUGCAUUUCCCAGUAAGCCUUUUAUAACCACUGAUGUACGGAAGUGAGAGCUGGACCAUAAAGAAGGCUGAUCGCCGAAGAAUUGAUGCUUUUGAAUUCUGGUGCUAGAGGAGACUCUUGAGAGUCCCAUGGACUGCAAGAAGAUCAACCCUAUCCAUUCUGAAGGAAAUCAGCCCUGAGUGCUCACUGGAAGGACAGAUCCUGAAGCUGAGGCUCCAAGACUUUGGCCACCUCAUGAGAAGAGAAGACUGCCUGGAAAAGACCCUGAUGUUGGGAAAGAUGGAGGGCACAAGGAGAAGGGGAUGACAGAGGACGAGAUGGUUGGACAGUGUUCUCGAAGCUACAAACAUGAGCCUGACCAAACUGCGGAAGGCAGUGGAAGACAGAAGUGCCUGGCGUGCUCUGGUCCAUGGGGUCACGAAGAGUCGGACACAACUAAAUGACUAAACAACAACAACAGAUCAAGACCACCCCCAGAAACAUCAUACAUACAUCACAGAAGGGGUGUAACCUAAGACCACCCCUCAGAUACAUACAUCACAGAAAGGGGUUGAGGGAGGAGUUGUGGUGGUAACCUGAGUGUCCUGUCACCUGGCUGGUUCCCCCUUUCCCCCUCCCCAUGAGUACUUUCCAGGUGACAAAGGGGAGUUUGCAGUUUCCUGCCCCCAGAGGGAAGAGCUGAUCAUUGUCCUUUGUUCCAGUCCGUGCUGAAUCCACUCCCAUAUGCAAGUUCUUUGUGAUCUUGAUGGUCUUCUGUCUGGGACCAUCAGGGUUGGCAUAGCAACUGGGCAGGGCUCCUGUGGAUGUGCUGGGAUGCUCAAGGGAUUAUGGCUGCCCUGUAUCAAACCUUCCCCAUUUUGUAGUCCUUCCUUCAUGGAGUAAAAUAAAAGUGGAACAGUGCAAAUCCGAUGUAUGGUUGAUUUUCUAUGAAUUUAUAACAGAAGCGUAUCAUAUGUAGUGUGUGAGUGUGUGUGAAGUUUGUACAAACUGAAUGAUUGGGGGGGGGGGGGUUUCCUGCUACACCAGUGAGCUGUGUGCAUAAAACAGAGAGCCACGCACACAUACGGAGCUACAAAAUUAAUCAUCACAAAGUCUGCUCUGUAGCUAGAUUAGCCUUCUCUUCUCCAAAGUCUCCUGAGCACUAUAUUUUGAUGACUAGCAGUAAAUUCUUUUAAAAGGAAAAUACUCAAAUGUGCCCAGAAGCGUUUUGGGGAAUUUAUGGGGACUCUGAACCAGUCCAGGCAAUAGUUAACUUAUUGGCUGCCGCAUGUUAACCAUUCUGUGAUUAACAGGACAAUUAUCUUAGCUGAACUUUGGCCUGCAGCUGGAGAAAGGGGACAAAAUGCAUUUUCCCGUCUGCUUCUUAAGAGUCUGGGAUUUAAGAUUUGGGGAGCAGAUGCCUGCCCCACCGAUGCAGACACUACUAUUUAUUGAUUUGAAGUACCGUUGUGGUGCAAUUCAUUCGCCCAAGUCCCAUGGUGGUUUGCACCAGUUAGAACAGCAAUAAAAGCAACAGUAAGGGAGGAGGAAGGGACGUGGGUGGCGCUGUGGGUUAAACCACAGAGCCUAGGACUUGCCGAUCAGAAGGUGGGCAGUUUGAAUCCCCGCGACGGGGUGAGCUCCCGUUGCUCGGUCCCUGCUCCUGCCAACCUAGCAGCUCGAAAGCACGUCAAACUGCAAGUAGAUCAAUAGGUACCGCUCCAGCGGGAAGGUAAACAGUGUUUCCGUGCGCCAGAAGCAGCUUAGUCAUGCUGGCCACAUGACCCGGAAGCUGUACACCGGCUCCCUUGGCCAAUAAAGCGAGAUGAGCACCACAACCCCAGAGUCAGCCACAACUGGACCUAAUGGUCAGGAGUACCUUUACCUUUUAAGGGAGGAGGAACCCAAAUAUACAAAGAGCAAGGCUGCAAACAACAUGAGAAAGAGCAGCGGUUGGUUCCAAGAAGCCAUCCGAAACUUCUCAUCUGCAGAAAGUGGGCAGGAGGUGUUUGGAUGUUAGGAAUGAAGCACCUAUAGGAAAAUGUCUGCUCCCUCAGGCUAAUGGGGAAAGGGUGUGGCUCUGGGGAGAUAAUUUGCCUUGCACUCAGAAGGUCCCAGGUCCAAACCUCAACAUCACCAGUUAGGGCUUUAAAAAGUUUUCCUGCUUGAAACUUUUUCCUCUGGUCCUGUCAACUGCUAGCAAGCUGCCCCUGGAAAGUUAUUUAUUUUAAAAAAUUGUACACGGCUUGAUUGUAAAAUAAAAUGAAACUCUCAAAGCAGUUUACAAAAAAAGAAAAGAAAGAUGAUAAAUUGGUCACUAAAACAAUUAACAGUAAUUGUUAGGGGGGAAGCAAUAAACAGAGGAGGAGGAGGAGGAGGAGGAGGAGGGGGAGAAGAAGAAGAAGAAGAAGAAGAAGAAGAAGAAGAAGAAGAAGAAGAAGAAGAAGAAUUUAUUAUUUAUACCCCGCCCGCUUCCCCAGCCACUCUGGGCGGCUUCCAACAAAGUAUUAAAAUACAGUGGUCUGUUAAACAUUAAAAGCUUCCCUAAACAGGGCUGCCUUCAGAUGUCAUCUAAAAGUCUGGUAGUUGUUGUUCUCUUUGUCAUCUGGUGGGAGGGCGUUCCACAGGGCCGGUGCCACUACCAAGAAGGCCCUCUGUCUGGUUCCCUGUAGCUUGUCUUCUCGCAGUGAGGGAACCUCCAGAAGGCCCUCGGAGCUAGACCUCAGUGUCCGGGCAGAACGAUGGGGGUGGAGACGCUCCUUCAGGUAUACUGGGCUGAGGCCGUUUAGGGCUUUAAAGGUCAGCACCAACACUUUGAAUUGUGCUUGGAAACGUACUGGGAGCCAAUGUAGGUCUUUCAAGACCGGUGUUAUAUGGUCUCGGCGGCCACUCCCAGUCCUCAGUCUGGCUGCCACAUUCUGGAUUAGUUGUAGUUUCUGGGUCACCUUUAAAGGUAGCCCCACAUAGAGCACAUUGCAGUAGUCCAAGCGGAGAUAACUAGAGCAUGCACCACUCUGGCGAGACAGUCCGCAGGCAGGUGGGGUCCCAUCCUGUGUACCAGAUGAAGCUUAAAUUAUGGAGAUUAUAACACCCAUCCACAUUCUACAUACCUGGAUAGGAUAGGCUAUUUUUUUUUUGCAUCUGCCGGAUACAAUACAGUGAAGGCGCCUGCCUGAUUUCCAUAGGCAGGGAGUUUCGUAGUGCAGGUGCUGCCGCAGAAUGUGGAAUUAUGUGGUACUUUUUAACAGUACCCCUUCCAUAGAUUGAUAUGGCCAAGUGGGCAUGUAACGGGUAAGGCGAUCUCACAGUUAACCAGAAUGCGGCUCUCUGGAUUUAGAAAGCUCGCUGUCCUUCCUAGAACACUAUCCAGGCUCGUUUGUUCUGCUCGCCCGACUUUCAGCCAAGGAGGUGUGUCAGCAGGAAACAGAUGAAGAGGGGAAAGGGAUGGAGUCGCAGUUUGAGAAGGUUCGAAAAGCAAGGACAUCGGAAGGAAGAUCUCCAGCUCAGCAGAUGGGAGAGAGAGAUACGGGGACAGUGUUUGGUUCAGAAGGGGACUGUGCUGACCCUUUCAUUCCAGAGACAACAUAUCAUUUCUUGGCAAAAGCCCCCGAGUGGGUGCCCAGAAACUAUCUGGGCGUCAUUCCGGAAGCUGCCUCCUUCCCUGGAGUUGCUGGUUCUGGAACCAGUGGGCUCUGCCAACUUUUGAUUUCACAAAUACCAACAAUCUGGUAUUUUUAAGUUGAACCUGGCAAGGACUCUGCUAUAGAAUAUAGAACUGUAAAGUUGGAAAGGACCCCAAGGGUCAUCUAGUCCAACCCCCUGCAAUGCAGAAAUCUCAACUAAAGCAUCCAUGACAAGUGGCCAUCCAUCCUCUGCUUAAAAAACCCCAACCAAGGAAGGAGAGUCCAGCACCUUCCGAGGGAGUCUGUUUCAGCAUCAAAGAGCUCUUUCUCAUGUUUAGUUGGAAUCUCCUUUAUUAUUACUUGAAGCCAUGGGUUCGAGUCCUACCCUCCGGAGCAGGAGAAAACAAGCAUGCUCCACAUUCCAUAGGGCAGCCCUUGAGAUAUUUGAAGAUGGCUCUCCUAUCUCCUCUCAGUCUCUUCUUUUCCAGGCUAAACAUACCCAGCUCCUUCAACCAUUCCUCAUCAGGCUUGGUUUCUAGACCCCUCGUCGUCUACGGUUCCCCUCCUCUGUGCAUUCUCCAGCUUGUCACUAUCCUUCUUAAAUGGUGGGGCCCGGAACUGGACACUGGAUUCCAGGUGUGGUCUGACCAAGGCAGAAUAGGGUGGGACUAUUACUUCCCUUAGGGACGCGGGUGGCGCUGUGGGUUAAACCACAGAGCCUAGGGCUUGCCGAUCAGAAGGUUGGCGGUUCGAAUCCCUGCGACGGGGUGAGCUCCUGUUGCUCGGUCCCUGCUCCUGCCAACCUAGCAGUUUGAAAGCACAUCAAAGUGCAAGUAGAUAAAUAGGUACCGCUCCAGCGGGAAGGUAAAAGGCGUUUCACCAGAAGUAUUCACCAGAAGUGGCUUAGUCAUGCUGGCCACAUGACCCGGAAGCUGUACGCCGGCUAAAUCGGCCAAUAAAGCGAUAUGAGUGUCGCAACCCCAGAGUCGGUCACGACUGGACCUAACGAUCAGGGAUCCCUUUACCUUUCUGACUUCCCUUGAUCAAUGGCAGAACCUACCCCAGACCCAGUUUAGAAACUCCCUUGUUUUGGGGCCCUUCCCCGAUACAUGUCAAGUUUCCUCUGCUUUCAACGCCUCAUCCUUCCUUCAGCACAAAUCGCCAGGAUCAUCAUUAAAGUUUGCUUUAAAGAAUCUCUACCUGUUGUCUGUCAACUAUCUCAAACUGUCUCAAAUUAACCACAAGCCAGCCUUGCAGAGGUUACUCAUUAACCCUUUUUUCCCUGGAAAGUGGCCUUCCUUGCCUCCUCCCAAUUCCAGCAGCUGUUCUCCUGAGAUCUGCUGUAGACCACACCCGCCUUGUCUCGGAGGAAGACCCUCAGUCUCCUGCUAAGCUUUCCUUUGGAUAUUCAAAGAAGCCACAAACACAAUGGUAAGAAAACUCUCUUUUAUAUAUAUAUAUAUAUCCUGGAAUGGAUCUUGUUCUUCAUUUUGAAGCUGGUGGGUGCGGGGAGCAGAGGGAGAACCAGACACAGUGGCUUAAAAGGCCAUCCAUGCACUUAGAAUCACAGAAUCGUAGCAUUGGGAGGGACACCCGAGGAUCAUCUAGUCCAACCCCCCUGCAAUUCAGGAGUCGCAGCUUUCCAUUAAACCAUGGGAGUGGAGUGCACAGAACAAAACUGUUCCCUUAAGUUGGCUUGGAACGUCUGUCGCCAAAAGCAGUGCAGAUGUGAAGGGGUUUUCUUUUUUUUAAAAUAAAAUGUAUUUAUUUAGUUUUUCAGAUUAAAACGAUACAGUCACAUAUCCAACAUGCCAAGAAAAAAGCACACCAAGAACUCAGGCCAAUGUAUGUUUCAAUUGUGGGAGUGGUCCCUAUUCACAAAUCAAUAGUCAAUAAUAACAAAAACUACCGUAUUUUUCGCCCUAUAGGACGCACUUUUCCCCCUCCAAAAAUGAAGGGGAAAUGUGUGUGCGUCCUAUGGGGCGAAUGCAGGCUUUUGCUGAAGCCUGGAGAGCGAGAGGGGUCGGUGCGCACUGACCCCUCUCGCUCUCCAGGCUUCAGGAAGCUAUCCGCAAGCCUUGCAAGCCCAGCGGGAGGUCCCGCGGGCUCGCAAGGCUUUCGGGCAGCAGCCUGCAGCCCACAAGCUCGGGGGACAGCGGGGAGGCGCAGCGCCGACACCCCGCUAUUCCCCGACCUGAUCUGGAGGCUGGCGGGGGGGAGAAGAAGCAAGCUUGCUUCUCCACAUGGCCAGCCCCACAAGCUCGGGGGACAGCGGGGCAAGCCGCUGCCCCACGGAGGCUAGAGAGGCUGUCCCUGAAGGCAGAAGAGGGAGACGGAGCGCUCCGUCUCCCUCUUCUAGCUGGGGGAUGGCUGCGCAAACCUGGGGGGGAAAUAAAAAAUUUCCCCUUGAUUUCCCCCCCAAAAAACUAGGUGCGUCCUAUGGGCCGGUGCGUCCUAUAGGGCGAAAACUACGGUAAUCCAUUCAAAAGCUUUUCUGCGCGUUUUCAAUUUGGAAGUGAGCCUGUUACCUUUUAUAUGCACUUAAAGGUGUAGAUGAGAUCCCUAGAUCUUAACGGCACAGUGUUCUAAAGUUCAGCUGCAGUUUAAUUUGAGGUCUUAAAGAAAUGAUGUAUAAUCCUGAUAGCUAUUCAGACCCGUAGGGGUCAUGGUUUUAAGUAAACACACAGAAAAACUCAAGAUACACAUUGAUCUACCCACACGUAGUUGUUACCCCUGAGAAACGUAGAAAAUAACAGGAUAUAUUUAUCCAAAAGUCUUCAAACUUACCCAACCCUUUAAAAAUUGGCUGAUGAAGGUGAAUACAUCGAAACGGGGCGCUGUCCUGGUUUGUAAUCCAUAAUUGACUUCUGAAAAUUAUGCUCUAUGUUUAAAACUGAAACCUUUACGUUGAAUUUGACUUCUGACUUCUGUUCAAUGAUUGAAACUAAGACUUCCACGCCAAAUCCGACUAUGGACUAACAUAAACUUACCUCUACUCAUAAACUCUUAUCCCUAAUUAUGUAACAAAUUAUUGUGUUACACAUAUCCUUAUGAGUUUGAGUUUGUAAUCUCUGUUAGAGUUUGUAAUCCUUGUCAGAAUACAUACCGUAUUUUUCGCUCUAUAAGGCGCAGCAGACCAUAAGAUGCACCUAGUUUUUGGAGGAGGAAAACAAGAAAAAAAAUAUUCUGAAUUUCAGAAGCCAGAACAACAAGGGGGUAUCGCUGCUCAGCAAAAGCAGCAAUCCUUCUUGCUGUUCCGGCUUCUGGGAUAGCUGCGCAGCCUGCAUUCACUCCAUAAGAUGCACACACAUUUCCCCUUACUUUUUAGGAGGGAAAAAGUGAGUCUUAUAGAGCAAAAAAUACGGUACUUUUGAAUAUAUUAGUUUUUGUUACUAUUGACUAUUGAUUUGUGAUUAGGGACCACUCCCACUAUUGAAACUUACAUUGGCCUGAGUUCUUGGUGUGCUUUUUUCUUUGUAUAUUUAGUAACAAGUACUCAAACUUAUCUUACAUAUCCAACAUGCAACAUAACAAGAUUCCAGUCUCCUGGGCUUCCCUCCUCCCUUUGUGGGUCCUAUUGUGAAUCAUUUCCUCCUGCGUUUUUUAUGAUAAUCCAAAUCUUUUACCUCUCCAUUGUGUCCAAAAUUCACAUUAAACUACAAGUGAUAUUGCAAUCCAACUUACGACUUCAGCUGUUUACAAUGGAUUUUAAGGUAAGUUAUAAAAUUUUGGUCUUCCUGACUUCUGAUUCUUCCGGUCAUUUUAGCCGUUUCGGCAUAAUCCAUCAACCUGAUCUGCCAUUCUUCUCUGGUCAGGACUGCAUCUUCUUUCCAUCUCUGGGCCAAUAACAUCUGCGCAGCCAUGGUCGUGUACAUAAAUUGUCUUUUCUGCUCCCUUGGGAUUUCGGCACCUGAAUGUCAAAGGGUUUUUCACUUCACCCGAUGUAAAUGCCUACCCAGUACUUUCUGGUGGAAGAAAUCCACACCUUGGAGCAAUAUCAUCAGCAAGACCAUCAGCAAUAAAAGGGCAAGGGAUGUCUGUAUGUGGCCAUAUAAUGGGCAAUAGGUGUCCAUGAGGAUGUCCCAGCGCUGAAACCAUCCGGAAUGGUGAUGUAAGCAAAAUCUGCUCCUUUUCCCUUAUGGGGUAUCCAAGAGCCCAUAUAGAGUCCUUAAGUGGGUUCCCUAUCGGUAGGAGAAAAUAACAGAAGCCAACCAGAGAAUACUGAGAAGCAAAGCAGCUAGUAAGCCUGAUCUUUAUUAAACUGUUGCAACAGGGUCCUCACUCACCACACGCAGCAGGAAGGAGGAACCCAGAACAAUGGUGUGCAAGCCCUUAUUUAAACUUUUAAAACUGCCCACCCUGUAGCCCAAGGUAAAGGGUAAAGGUAAAGGGACCCCUGACCAUUAGGUUCAGUCGUGGCCGACUCUGGGGUUGCGGUGCUCAUCUCGCUUUAUUGGCCGAGGGAGCCAGCGUACAGCUUCCGGGUCAUGUGGCCAGCAUGACUAAGCCGCUUCUGGCGAACCAGAGCAGCGCACGGAAACACCGUUUACCUUCCCGCCGGAGCGGUACCUAUUUAUCUACUUGCACUUUGACGUGCUUUCGAACUGCUAGGUUGGCAGGAGCAGGGACCGAGCAACGGGAGCUCACCCCAUCGUGGGGAUUCAAACCGCCGACCUUCUGAUCGGCAAGUCCUAGGCUCUGUGGUUUAACCCACAGCGCCACCCGCGUCUUGUAGCCCAAGACCACCUCCCAAAACAUCAUACAUACAUUCCAGAAGGAGGCAGUCUACAGCAGAGGAGACGGUCUACAGUAGAAAUCCUGCCUGCCAGGGUACCUGAUAAUGGUCAUUGAUUGCAUUACCUGGGCAGCCUGGCCAUUCUUUUGUGAUGGUAAAUACUUUAGUUCCUGAACCCAGGUCACAGGCUCACCCUAUUCAUACACAGAUACGCCCUUAAGACAGGUAAGCAAAAGACAAUGGAGAGGCUUUGCCAUUUCCUUCCUCCUUGCAGAGAAAUAUUUGAGGUCAAUUUGGGAGAGUCAAAAUGGUUUCAGGAUUGUUCUCCUGUGCUAUUUCAGACACACGGUCUACAUACUUAUGUGUUUGCCUUGUAAAUUUAUGAACAUUUAGUUUAUAUAUUUGAGACCUUAGCUUCUUAUAACAAUGGUAUUUGUUUUGUGUCUCUGGGCGUUAGGUCCAUGGCCAAGGUGGUGUCAGAUUCCAGAACUGGGCUAAGACUUAUGGCUCCUCCCCGGAGAUGUAUUUUCAGCCAACUACGGUGGAUGAGAUCAAGGAGGUAAGUGGAGGGAGGUUCCAGUCAGUGUGACUUUCCCAACUUUCCCUAGAUAUCAGGUGUAGGACAGACAAACAAAGCUCACCCUUCUAGCCUUCCAUCUUUAUGGUCUUGGAAGACCAGGAGAAGGAUGCCAUAGCCACAAGCUCAGUGGGGAGCCAGGGUCAGCAAGGGUUAAAAUCACAUGGGAAAAGUCAACAACACAUCUCUGAGAUAUGACUCCAAAAGGAUAGAGCAAGUAAAAAAAGAACGAUGUUUUUGGCCAAGGCCUUUGUCAGCGGCCUUCGUUUUUUCCUACAAUUUACCCAACGUGAGCACCAGAAAACCAUGCACAAUUGAAAUCUCAUCUGAAUAAUCUCCAUUAGUUCAAUCGGCGUGACAUCAAGGAUUUCGAAACGGGGCCUUUCUGACUUGAAUAUGCAAACACUUGUUUUUAACUUGGGUUCAUCAGAGGGGGCAUCGUUGCGUGGUGAGUUCCCGCCUCCGCCCAGUGGAAAUAAAGACACAUGACACAAUUAUUUAGGUUAAUGGGCUAAAAAUGGCCACAACUUUAUUGGUUGCAGGUAAUGAGCAGUAUUGGCUUAGGCAUUGGUCCUAACCGACUAUAUCCGACUUCAGCCCAUCCGCUUGAAGUCCAGGAAGGGUUAACCACCAGUAGGGGGAGUCCUGCUGAUGCACAUCAACUAGGAAACCACGGGGUCACCGAUAGGGGCGUGGCUUAGGCCCUCACCUCCAUAGGCUUCGGACAGGGCCACGGCCCCUGGAAUCCUUUACCAGAAUACCCUUCAAUAUGUGGGGGAGGUGAUGGCGCUUCCUCCCCCCCUCAUCUACAUAACAAUACCCUUACCAAUGCCUAACCGCCAAUGGCGAGGAACUUGUGGUGAUUUGCUGCGAGGUAGGCGAAAAACCAAGUGGCUGGAGAGGAAAAAAUUCCUACCAGGCCCCUCAACGGCGACCAGCCAAGGUCCAUAGCAAUGUCAGAAAGAAAAACCUAAUGGGGGUGAGGGUGGGAAACCGGAGCAGCUGAAGCGGUCAAAAGAGGGAGAUCCCCGGCCGUGCCAGUGUUAAAUAGCGCAGGCCACGCCCCCAGGCCAGCCGAUUGGCUGGCCAGGGGAUGAUGCGGCCGGGGAUUCUUUCAAUCACGCGGAGGCUGAGGCCAGCCCCCACACACGUGGAGGGGGCGUGAAGCCCGCAACCCCACCUCCUCUCCAGCUCGGAAGUGGCUUUGCCAGUGGGGGCUGGUACAGCAGAAAGUGGGAGGCCACUGGUGGGCAGGGCCAACUCAUUCUAGGCUGGUCCCGAUCCUCCUGCUACCUGUUCAAUUCUACAUCUAUGUAUGCUGGCUGGACCUGUGGGAGUUGAGUUCGAAACAUCUGGAGGGCGCCAUGUGAAGGGUGAGCCUUCAGAGAUCAUGGAGGGGAUGGGAAGUGGAAAGGUGGGGUGGAAUAUCAGUGCACCUCAAGGCCUCAGGGUAUGGAUGUGGAACCUGUGACCCUCAAGACUCCAACUCCCAUCAUCCCUGACCACUGGCCAUUCUGGCUGGGGCUGUUGAGAGUUGGAUCCAGCAACAUCCAGAGGACCACAGCUUCCACUUCCUUGAGCUCGGGGGUCUCCUCUGUACCAAUGCCUGGUUGUCCUCUCUGCAGAUCUUGGAUCUGGCCAGGCAGAAGAGUAAGAAGGUGAAAGUGGUGGGAGGUGGACAUUCCCCCUCGGACAUUGCCUGCACGGAUGACUACAUGAUCGAGAUGGGAAGGAUGAACAAGGUGCUCAAGGUAAGAGAGCAGGAUUCUCCCUUUCUGGGUCCUUCUCAUGGCCCACCUAGUUCAGAUUCCACCUCACAGUACCUGGCCAGAGAGAUGACUUGGAGCAGAGCUCAUCCAUGGGGUGACCUCCAGAACGUAUUAGGAGACAUACUAGGAGAGGAGGAAAUUAAAUAAGUCAAACCUUAAACCGCAAUUGUGUGCAAUUUGGGUUAUAAACAGCAACAUUGGGUGAGCAGGAAGCCACUAUGUCAGGAGUGCAUGCAGGAGCCAGACCCUGUGACCAGUAGGGCUUCGCAGGACUGGGGCCUCCCUAAGUUUGUUCUGGAGAGGCAAGGCGCAGCCGCACAGGUGAGGCCGCUUGGUAACUCACUGCACCUGGUGGCAAGAGCUGGGAAGGGAUAUAAGGUCAGCAUUUCCCUUCAGCUCUUUGCCACAGCAACACUUUUCCUGCCUUGCUGCGUUUGACACCUUGCUUCUUGAUCCUUGGACCCCUGACUUCGUAACUCCUUGAUUCUCGGACCCUUGGCUUCCUGAUUCCUGGCUUCUGGACUCCCGUUCCUGCUCUCACCCCACCAUCUUGUCCCCGGUCCCGAUGUCCCCAGCUGGGACUUUGAUCACCCGUGAACCGGACCAUGACACACUAGUUUUGUUGAAUUGGGAUAUAAUUGUCAAGUAACAAAUGUAACUUCCUAUAUGCUACAAAGGAAUAAAAUAUUAUUCUAUAUAGGUAAAGGUAAAGGGACCCCUGACCAUUAGGUCCAGUUGUGGACGACUCUGGGGUUACGGCACUCAUCUCGCUUUAUUGACCAAGGGAGCCGGCGUACAGCUUCCAGGUCAUCUGCCAGCAUGACUAAGCUGCUUCUGGCGAACCAGAGCAGCGCACAGAAACGCCGUUUACCUUCCCGCCGGAGUGGUACCUAUUUAUCUACUUGCACUUUGACAUGCUUUCGAACUGUUAGGUUGGCAGGAGCAGGGACCGAGCAACGGGAGCUCGCCCCGUCACGGAGAUUCGAACCGCCAACCUUCUGAACGGCAAGUCCUAGGCUCUGUGGUUUAACCCACAGCGCCACCCGCAUCCCAUUAUUAUAUAUAGAUGCAGAUAAAAGAGCCAAUCUUGUCGCUUGCAGGUGGACAAAGAGAAGAAGCAAGUGACAGCAGAGGCUGGCAUCCUUCUCUCUGAUCUGAACACCGAGUUGAGCAAACACGGCUUGGCUUUGCCCAUGUAAGUAAGACAACUUUGCAUGUGCUGAAAUGCCACCAAUAUCAGCGCUUAGGGGGGCACCGGGUUGGCAAAGGCCUCUGUGAGUCAAAGGCCCCAGCUGGGAUCUUUCACCCCCGAUGCCCUCUCUUUAGCCAAGACGGCACUCAGAAGCCUUUGUGGCAAAUGAGUUCUUUUGAGGAGUGACCUGCGGGAGGCAAUCGGCUCGCAGCAUCGCAUGCAAAUUUGCUCAGAUGCCCUGACAUCGGGGCCAAAGGAGCCUUUUAAUCACAGAAGGGCUUAAUAAGAUUGACUCCUCUUCUUUUGUCCUUCCAUCUGCAGAAUAAUUGCAGGCUCCCUGCAAUUCAGGACUGUUGUUCUGCUGGAGUUUGGGUGAAACUAUUAGUUGGAAGGAAAGGUUCACGUUGGAGGGGAAAUGUCGAAAAGGCAGGUUUGCCUGCUAAUUUGGGGCACAUUGGAGUGCUAUUUCAGUCGCACCAAGCUGCACACAUCUCAAAGGAAUAUCUGUAUUUUCAGAAAUGCAAAUCAACAGCCAAGGCUCCUUCCUAGUUCAAUGUGCUUGUUCUGCAGCUUGAUGUGCCGUGACAUGCGUGUCUCAUUUCAUUUUGGCGUGUUCAGGAUCCGGAGCAGGUGGCAAUUAAUUACCUUUUGUGCCAAACGUCACGUUCGCUAAUAUCAUUGUCUCAGCAGCCACCUUGGGGAAUAAACAAUAGAGAAAGCCUCUGCCUUCUUGCCUACAGCUCACAUUCCCCCCUUUUCCCCACCUUCAGUCUAGGAGCCGUUUCGGAUGUGACAGCCGCCGGCGUCGUUGGCACCGGAACCCACAACACGGGGCUCAGGCAUGGCAUUUUGGCGACGCAGGUAAGAACCACACGGGCUGUAGCCAGAGGAGUCCAGGUGACUGGCAAGCGAGCAGGUCACACGGCAACUUGUCAGGUAGCAGAAAACUGAUGGUGCAGCUGAGCAGGACUUGAAGAGUAAAAGCUUUGUCCUAAUAUUCACCAGGGGACGCGGGUGGUGCUGUGGUCUAAACCACAGAGCCUGGGGCUUGCUGAUCAGAAGGUUCGCAGUUCGAAUCCCCGCGACAGGGAGAGCUCCCAUUGCUCGGUCCCUGCUCCUGCCCACCUAGCAGUUCGAAAGCACGUCAAAGUGCAAGUAGAUCAAUAGGUACCACUUCGGUGGGAAGGUAAACGGUGUUUCCGUGCGCUGCUCUGGUUCGCCAGAAGCGGCUUAGUCAUGCUGGCCACAUCACCCGGAAGCUGUACGCCAGCUCCCUCAGCCAGUAAAGCGAGAUGAGCGCCGCAACCCCAGAGUCGUCUGUGACUGGACCUAACGCUCAGGGGUCCCUUUACCCUUUACCUUUAAAAUUCUCCAGAAAAGAGAGCUUAUAAGGAGAGCCUGCUGGAUCAGCCCCAAAAGUCCACAUAUCCUAAGACAUAUCUCAGUAAAGGGUAAAGGACCCCUGGACGGUUAAGUCCAGUCAAACUAUGGGGUUGCAGUGCUCAUCUCGCUUUCAGGCCGAGGGAGCCAGCGUUUGUCCACAGACAGCUUUCCGGGUCAUGUGUCCAGCAUGACUAAAAUGCUUCUGGCGCAACGGGACACAGUGACGGAAACCAGAGCGCAUGGAAACACCGUUUACCUUCCCGCUGCAGUGGUACCUAUUUAUCUACUUGUGCUGGUGUGCUUUUGAACUGCUAGGUUGGCAGGAGCUGGGACAGAGCAAUGGGAGCUCACCUCCGUUCCGGAGGCCCAUUCGCAACCUGAAAAGUACGCAACCCACGUCUGCGCGUCUGUGCAUGCGCAGGUCGCGAUUCGCCACUUCUGCGCAUGUGCAUGAUGUCAUUUUGCGUGUCUGCGCAUGUGUGAGCGACGAAACCUGGAAGUAACCCUUUCCGGUACUUCCGGGUCGCUGCGGGACACAACCUGAAAACCCGCAACGUGAAGCAAACAUAACAUGAAGUAUGACUGUACAUAUAUACCUAGGUAUUACUGAAAUGUAUACAGUGGUACCUCGGGUUACAGACGCUUCAGGUUACAUAUGCUUCAGGUUACAGACUCCACUAACCCAGAAAUAGUACCUCGGGUUAAGAACUUUGCUUCAGGAUGAGAACAGAAAUCGUGCUCCGGCGGUGCAGCGGCAGCAGGAGGCCCCAUUAGCUAAAGUGGUGCUUCAGGUAAAGAACAGUUUCAGGUUAAGAAGGGACCUCCAGAACAAAUUAAGUUCUUAACCCGAGGUACCACAGUACCUACUGUUUCACUAAAGGACUUUCAAAUUUGUGCACUCAUUUACCAAAGAUGCGCCGCACUAGCUGCGACGCUUGUCAUUCACAACGGCGGCGCUUGUCAGACUUGGGGGCUCUGGGCGGAUCUUUGCACCCUGGCGGUGCAUAUGCUAAAGACUCCCCUGGUUAGAAGGGACCCCAAGGGUCAUCUAGUCCAACCCCCUGCAAUGUAGGAAUCUUUUUGCCCAACGUAGGACUUGAAUCCGCGACCCAGAGAUCGAGUCUCAUGCUCUACCGAGUGAGCCAUCCUAGUGACUAGAUGUGCCAUUGGUCUCAUCCACCAAACUAUUCUUACGUUCUUACUUUCAUUUCUCUGAUCUGAAUCUUCCAACUUUCAGAUGUCCACAAAAUCUUGUGUUAUGAGAGAGAAAGAGAAACAUUCCUCUAUCUACUUUCUCUCACGUCGCCUUUAACUUGCCUUUUCGUUAAACUGAAAAGUCCCAAACCUCGCAACAUUUCCUCGUAUGGGAGUCACUUCCAGUUUAGGAAAACAUUUUCCUAAACAGAUUUGUCCCGUGGGCAGAUGUAUCCUUCUAGCUUUAAUAAUAAAACAUAGGUGGGGGAUUGCUAUAAGAUCAAUGAUGUGAGAACAGGAAUGGAACCAAACCAGAUGGCAAUUUGACAGGCGGUGAGAUCAUUAGAAGUUUCCCCCUAGAUUUAAGGUGGCAGGAAACGCCGAGGAAAAUUGGGCAUUUUAAAAAUCGUUUGUCUUGCGCCAAGCACCCACAGCGAAACGCUUCCUCAAGAUAUGCAGAGGGAGCCCCCAUAUUUCACACAGCAGCAGUCAGGGCUCCCCAGAAAUGAAGGAAGGUGAGAGGAAAAGGUACAGGGUGUUGCAAAUUCAGCUGGGGGCACCUGGACACCCAAGUGCUUACGUUCAGAAAUGAUGGAAGUUUGUAAGGUCCCCUGAGCACUGAGACAGAAAGGAAGCCUGCAAAAGAGAUUAUUAUUAAUUCAAAGAAUGCGAUUAUUUAUAGACCACUGUUUAGCCAAGACCAGCCCCCAAAGCAGAUUACAAUUAAGCUGCAAUAACAAAGGUGCAAUAACUUUGGGGAUAUAUUAUGGGGAAAGAACUGUCUUUCCUGGCCCCGGGCUGUUACCACUGAGUUAUUUACUUGCUUGGAGCAAAAAAAUCAGUGAUAAAACUCCCACAAACAUUGUGCAUCACUGUUAGACUCAGCUCAGUAUGCUGUCUUCCAGCCUCUGAUAGCCAAGUGCUCUCUGAACAUUUUUGGACUACAACUCCCAUCAGCCACAACCAGCAUGGGUGAUGGGAGUUGUAGUCCACGACAACUGCAGGGUACCAGGAUGACAAAGGCUGCUGUAGUCAUUUAUUUUGCAACCAUCUGUCGUCUAUUGAUUUAGAAGCCAGGAGGGUCUUUGCCCAUCAGAUUAUCUAUUUUAUUUGUUUAUCUGUAACAUUUAUAUGCCACCUUUCUUUCCAAGGAGUCCAAAGUGGUGUGCAUGGUUCUCCUUCUCCCUCACUCAUCCUCACGACAACCCUGUGAGGUAGGUUAAGAGAUAGGGACUGGCCCAAGCUUCAGGUCUGAGUGGGGAUCGAACCCUGGUCUCCCAGGUCCAACACUCUAACCGUUAAUGCCACACUGGCUGGCUUAUAUACACAUGAGAAAGAAGAAGAAGAAGAGUUUGGAUUUGAUAUCCCGCUUUAUCACUACCCAAAGGAGUCUCAAAGCGGCUAACAUUCUCCGUUCCCUUCCUCCCCCACAACAAACACUCUGUGAGGUGAGUGGGGCUGAGAGACUUCAGAGAAGUGUGACUAGCCCAAGGUCACCCAGCAGCUGCAUGUGGAGGAGCGGGGAAGCAAACCCGAUUCACCAGAUUACGAGUCCACCACUCUUAACCACUACACCUCCCUGGCUCUGUUAGAUGUAAGAGGUGACAUGAUUAGCCCAUCUUUGAGUAUCUGAAGGGCUAUUGUCACGUGAAAGAUGGAGCAAGCUUGUUCAAGGAUCUGGAAACUAAGCCUGAUGAGGAAUGGUUGAAGGAGCUGGGUAUGCUUAGCCUGGAAAAGAGGAGACUGAGAGGAGAUAGGAUUUGUUGUUGUUGUUUAGUCAUUUAGUCGUGUCCACCUCUUUGUGACCCCCUGGACCAGAGCACGCCAGGCACUCCUGUCUUCCACUGCCUCCCACAGUUUGGUCAAACUCAUGUUCAUAGCUUUGAGAACACUGUCCCACCAUCUCGUCCUCCGUCGUUCCCUUCUCCUUGUGCCCUCCAUCUUUCCCAACAUCAGGGUCUUUUCCAGGUAGUCUUCUCUUCUCAUGAGGUGGCCAAAGUCUUGGAGCCUCAGCUUCAGGAUCUGUCCUUCCAGUGAGCACUCAGGGCUGAUUUCCUUAAGAAUGGAUAAGUUUGAUCUUCUUGCAGUCCAUGGGACUCUCAAGAGUCUCCUCCAGCACCAGAAUUCAAAAGCAUCCAUUCUUUGGCGAUCAGCCUUCUUUAUGGUCCAGCUCUCACUUCCAUACAUCACUACUGGGAAAACCAUAGCUUUAACUAUACAGACCUUUGUCGGCAAGGUGACAUCUCUCUUCAAAUACCUCAAGGGCUGUCACAUGGAGGAGGGAACAAGCUUGUUUGCUCUGGAGAGUAGGACCCAAACCAAUGGCUUCAAGUUAUGAGAAAGGAGAUUCUGACUCAAUAUCAGGAAGAACUUUCUGACAUUAAGAGCUGAUCGACAGUGGAACAGUCUCCUUCACGAGGUGGUUGACUCUCCAAAUUACAAGAAAGAUGUUCCUAGCUAAAACCUUAGGGAGAACCUUCUAGUGGUGAGAGCUGUUCAGUGGUGGAACGGACUCCCUAGGAAGGUGGUUGACUCUCCAAGGUCACUCAGUGGUCUUUAUGGUCUAGUGAGAACUUGAACCCUGAUCUCUCAGGUCCUAGUCUGACACUCACUAACCACUUUACCACACAAGCUCUCACUGGCACGUGCCAGCAAAAUCGAGGAAGAAACUUGCUGCACCUUGGAGACAAACACAUUAUUAUUAUUUUAAAAAUGGCAUCAUAAGCUUUUGUGCACUUGAAUCCGCGUCAUCAGGUGCAGGAGAAAAACGAUGCCAGCAACUCACCCUAACGAAAUUAAUUGGCAUUUAUUUCCAAGAGGCAAUAACAGGGACACUGAUUUAUCAGGGAUUGGCAGGUAAUGUGAAACUCUCAAUGAUUUAUGAAUCCCACCCAGCCCCCUCCUCGCUCACACACAGAGAGAAGCAAAUUCACCUGAUCUGUGAAUGAAGUAUUUACCAAUUUACCAAUCUCAUACUUCUCAUAGCUUGUUUGUGGGGGUGUUAUGUGGGAGCUGUGGGCUUUGUGUUUUUGGGGAACACAGAGCUCCCCCACUUCCUCGUUAUUUGUGAUAUCAUUACCAUCAUCCCAAGGCUCUUUGCGAGAUGAAUGGCUGUUCCCGGCUCAGAUUUUGCAGCGGCGGGAUGGAUUAUCCGGCUUCCAACGCAAUUGAUAGAUUCCAUGCACCUUGCAAAAAAACAGUGACUUAUAAGAAGUGACGGAUAGGCGGGGGGCGGGGGAAGGAGAAGGGAGGGAAGGAAAAAGGAAGCUAAUAAAAGGGGGCAGGUGAUCGAUAGGAAGACAAAAGAGGCAGGGCAGCCUCUGCCGUCCGGGAAUCGACAUUAGUUAAAAUUCAUGAGCAGCCGUCAAAAACAAGUCCAUAAAAUAACUAAAGGAGAAAAUUCUAAGACAUGAGAGAAGGGUUGGUGGUUUGGCAGUGGAAAGAGGAGGCUGUCAAUCUGCAGUUGCCAGCAGAGACCCCAGAAAUCUUGCAAAGGUCCGCACUUCCCGCACAGCCUGAAAUUUCUCCUUUGCAAUUGGCCCUUGAGUGCAUGAAGACUAGCUGCUGCCGCGCUCCCUCCAAAAUGUCCUACUUUCAGCCAUGGUAACUAUAGUAAAGGUAAAGGGAUCCCUGACCGUUAGGUCCAGUCGUGGCCAACUCUGGGGUUGUGGCGCUCAUCUUGCUUUAUUGGCCAAGGGAGCUGGCAUACAGCUUCCGGGUCAUGUGGCCAGCAGGACUAAGCCGCUUCUGGCGAACCAGAGCAGCGCAUGGAAAUGCCGUUUACCUUCCUGCCAGAGCGGUACCUAUUUUAUCUACAUGCAGAUUGAUGUGCUUUCGAACUGCUAGGUUGGCAGGAGCAGGGACCGAGCAAUGGGAGCUCACCCCGUCACAGGGAUUCAAACCGCUGACCUUCUGAUCGGCAAGUCCUAGGCUCUGUGGUUUAACCCACAGCGCCACCUGUGUCCCAGGUGCAUUCCGCCGGUAACUAUAGAGGCCCUAUAACUCUUGUACCCCAUAUAAGCAUGCAAGAAGCACCUGCUGAAUCAGGGCAAAUGCCCAUCUACUCCAGCAUCCUGUUCUUGCAGUGGCCAACCAGAUGCCUGAAUGGAAACCCCCCAGCAGGAUUUGAGCACAAGAGCAACUCUCCCCUCCUGUGGUUUCCAGCAACUGGGAUUCAGAAACAUUAUUCACUCUGAAUGUGGAGGAAAACUAAGAUUCGAUUUAACUCACCUUAACGGCAACACACCAAGCGACCACACUUAAAAAUCAGCCUUCGGGGCGGAAUGCACCUGAAUCGCAGUAUCCCUCUCUGCUGUCGACAUCUCCAAAUGCAAGAAAGUUGGGCUCUGGUGAAAUCUGGAGGAGGAAAAAGAAGGCUUUGAAGGCUCUGUCUCUCAGGACUGUCCUUCCACAACUUCCACAACUUCUUCCACAAUGGCCCUGCUGGCUUGGACACCAGGAGGGCACCAGGUUGGGGAAAGCUGGUGGAGGAAGAAUGCAGGGCUGGAGCAGAGAGUCAGUCCCUUCUGCUGCCUCCCUGCACCUCCAGGACAGGGUCUGAGCCAAGGUGGUUGGGAAGGCUGCGUCAGAGUCACUGGCUUCCCUGGGCGGCCACUGGCAAACUGGGAGAGAGAUGCCCCCUUGCCCAGGAAACUGGCCCGUUCUUUUACCCACUGCAAAGCUGAGUUUGCUGAAGUGCAUUAUUACAGAUUUAAAAGCAAGAGCAUCCGUGGAUCACAUGAAUGAGGUAAUAAGAAGAGAGUGGCUGGUGGAUCUUGCCAAAGGGGGCCCAUCGAGUCCAGCAUCCUAUUCUCACAGUGGCCGAUGCCCCAAUGGGAAACUUGCAAGCAGGACCCGGACACAAGAGACCCUCUGAUUCUGAGUCCCUUGGUCGCUUUGGGGCAACAGCAUCCCAGCGAAGCAACUCUGAUUCUUCGGCGCCCUCGGCCUCUCUCCCAGGAAGUAGUCAAGCUCAGAACCGUCGCUGCCUCCCCUCUCCGUCUCUUGCUUUCUCAGCGCUCCAGGAUUCAAAUAGAUUUGCAGUAAUUGGCGUCUCACAUCUGCCUCUAAUGGGUCCCAUUUUUCGGGGCUUUAGGCUGCAUUUGCUAGGAUUAAUAUGGCACAGGCAAGAGCCGGCGCUCCUUGGAUGAUUCAGGAUAACCGAGACGUCCUCUUUUGGGCAGCUACCAAGAUGUGUGCCGUUACAGGAAUCUGUAAUGUGGCCACAAGUGUGUAUAGUUCAGAUUGCACCUUAUCUUUCAAAGCAAAGAAAAUCAAUGGGGGGAGGGGUAUAGGGGAAUUUGAAAUAUUAUUUAUAAUAUAAAAGCUUUAAUAUACAAUUUCUAACUGUGUUGUAUUUGUAUACAGCAAAGAGAAGUUUAGAGCAGUUAGGUAUAUUUUAAUUUAGUUAAUUAUGUAGUAGGUUUAUGUUAGAAAAUGAAUAUGGAUGUUGAAUUUGAUGUUUGUAAUUUUUCUUUUUUCGGUUUUGGAAAUAAAAAAAAGAAAUUCAAGGAAUGGCAGGAGUAACUAUGACUCUCUUAUGACCUGUUAUCUGUGGGAAUUAUAAUUAUUAAGGAUGUAACAUUUUCUCUCCGCCCCCCCCUUACAAGACUAGAACUCAGGGGCACCCAAUGAAGCUGAAUGCUAAACGUAUUAAACUGCGGAACUCCCUCCCACAAGGGGCAGUGAUGGUCACCAACUUGGAUGGCUUUAAAAGGGGAUGGGACAAAUUCCUGGAGGAAGAGGAGGGUGGCUGUGUUCUGCCUCCACAGUCAGAGGCAGUGACGCUUUUGAAUACCAGGUGCUGGAAACCAGAGGAGGUUGAGAGUGUUGCUGUUGUGCUCAUGUCCUGAUUGCGGGUUUUAUACAGGCAGCUGGUUGGCCACUGUGAGGACAGGAGGCUGUACUAGAUGGGCCACGGGCCUGAUCCGGCAGACUUUUCUUAAGUCCUAGUGUUGAGAGUACUGAACAAGAUGGACCAAUGGUCUAACUCUAGCUCAGCGUAAGGCAGCUUCCUAUGGGAGCAGCAGGCUUGGCAAAGUCAUAUUGCUGUAUUAAUAAAAAUAGGCAAGCCUCUGAGUUAUACAGGACUCUGUAGCGAGCAGAUACCGUGAUCCGAAACACUGUCACAGAAAGGUUAGCGGAAUUUGCCACCUGGUUUGACUCUGAGUGCAAACAGGCAAAGGGACACCUGCAGAGACCUUACCGUAAAUAUCAGACCUCCAGGUCGCCUCUCUUAUUUACUGCAUACGUCUCACUUAGACGGAAGUAAAGGUAAAGGUCAAGGGACCCCUGGCCAUUAGGUCCAGUCAUGGCCGACUCUGGGGUUGCGGCGCUCAUCUCACUUUACUGGCCAAGGGAGCCAGCAUACAGCUUCCGGGUCAUGUGGCCAGCAUGACUAAGCCGCUUCUGGCGAACCAGAACAGCGCACGGAAACGCCGUUUACCUUCCCGCUGGAGUGGUACCUGUUUAUCUACUUGCACUUGGAUGUGCUUUCGAACUGCUAGGUGGGCAGGAGCAGGGACCGAGCAAUGGUAGCUCACCCCGUCGCGGGGAUUCGAACCACCGACCUUCUGAUCAGCAAGUCCUAGGCUCUGUGGUUUAACCCACAGCGCCACCUGCGUCCCUAGAUGGAAGUACAAACAGCUAAUUAAAUGGAAAAGACAGAGAGCCGAAAGAAACGCCUGGUACAGCCUAAUAAAUGCCUCGCACAACAAGGACACAUCCUGUUUCUGGAGUACCAUAUCAGGCCUACUGGAGCAUGAGCGUAGUGGGCCAAUUUGUACUGUCGAACCCCAAGAAUGGACGCAGUACUACCGCUCCCUUUUCCAAGACCAGGAUGCUCAGCUUAAUCACCCAACAGUAUCUCCAGAAAACUUACUAGCUUGGCCCUCAGUGUCCACAACUGGAAUGAGGAUAUUGGCUUACCAGUUCUGCCGCUCUCUCUCUUUUUAACAAAAAAACAAAACACCGUAGCAAACAGCAUGAUGUGGAAAUGACAAAACCUCAGCUGCAAACUUUGCAGAGUGAUACGCAGACCGCUUUCAAUUGCUUUUCCGUGUGAUUUCCCUGGAGCAUGUUUUCUCCUCCGGACCUCUUUGACCUCGCAAAAUUACCUAUAUGGAGAAAAGGCUGAGCAUCAGAGCGGUGCUUUGCUCAAGGUCCCUCUGGGGCUCUUAAUUCUACACUCCUCUCAUUCUGCGGCUUCCCUGUGCGAGGUUAAGCACAGUCAGAGCUGUCAUUGUUAAGGAGGAAUUCAGUCAAACUGACAGUGCUGUGGUUUCACCUUGAGCAGGCAAACUCUGCAAUCAGGACAGCAGAAAACAAUUGCCAGCCAAGCCGGUCCAUGAAGGAAGAGCGAACAGGAGCCAGGAGGAAAUUUGUUAUGCAGAGAGGUUGGUAGGAAGGCUGGCGCUUAAAGUCGGCUCACUUGCACCGCCUGCUGGAGCAAAGGCUCAAGAGCUCGGAGGAGAGUUAAAGGGAUGAGCUUUGGGUUCCCAGAAGUUGCUGAACUACACAGCGUAUCAUCCCCAGCCACCUUAGCCCAAUGCAGAAAGGUUGCAGUGUUUGGGGCUUUUCCGUUUUAAAGAAAAGGUGAGCGAGAGGCAAGAUGGUAGGAGCUUAUAAAAUUACACACGGCAUGGAGGAAGUUUAUUGUGUCCAAUUCUGGGUGCCACAAUUUAAGAAGGAUGUUGACAAGCUGGAAGAAGUGCAGAAGCGGGCAACUGAGAUGAUCAAAGUAUCAGCUUCGCCUUUGAGCCAGUGCCACCGACUGGACUCAACCUCUUCAGCCCCGACUGGGCCAGGCGAGCUGGAAAGCACUUCCAGAGACCUUCCACGCAGGAAGCAGGUCUAAGUGCUGUGGACUCACAACUCAGAGCUGUGAGCACCAAACUCACUUCCAGUAGUCAGCGGAGCACAGCAGAGCACGAACCACACGAACGACAGCUUCUGUAGAAGAACUUCUUUUAUUCUCUACAGCUACUAUACAAACUAACUACAGACUAAAUGGAGACGCUGGAUUGCACUGAGUGUUAGGAGCUUAUCUACACACAGAUAACACUCAGACUCCCCCUUUGAAGUCAGGCUGGAGCGGAAUAAGUAAUGAGCAAAAUCCGCCCCCUCCUUUCUGAAACAUCAGCAGAUUCUUGCAAUGGGAGGGGUGAAAUAUCCUCACAAAGGUCUGGAAACCAAGCCUGAUGAGGAAUGUUUGAAGGAGCUGGGUAUGUUUAGCCUGGAAAAGAGGAGACUGAGAAACAGGACUAAGAUGCGGAGAUAUGCUCCAGAGAUCCAGACCGUGGGGAGCCCCAAGAAAUUUAUAAAUACAAUUUGGACUAUAAUUUGAUCUUUUUAUUUUUGUUUUUUGUUUUUUAAUUGAAGUAUUAUGAUUGGAUAUUUAAGUGGAUGUUUUUUUAAUUGGAAAAUCAAUAAAAAUGAUUUUUUUAAAAAAAGAAAAGAGGAGACUGAGAGGUGAUAGGAUAGCUAUUUUCAAAUAUCUCAAGGGCUGUCACAUGGAAGAGGGAGCAAGCUUGUUUUCUGCUGCUCUGGAGGGUAAGAAUUGAAUCAGUGGCUUCAAGUUACAAGAAAGGAGAUUCCCUCUAAAGACCAGGAAGAACCUUAUGACAGUAAGAGCUGUUCAACAAUUGAAUGGUCUCCCAUUGUGGACUCUCCUUCCUUGGAGGUUUUUAAGCAGAGGUUGAAAGACCAUCUGUCAUGGAUGCUUUUGUUGAGAUCCCUGCAUUGCAGAGGGUUGGCCUUUCUCAACCUGUGGGUCCCCAGAUGUUGUUGAACUACAACUCCCAUCACCCCUAGCUAGCAAGGCCAGAGCUCAAGGAUGAUGGGAGUUGUAGUCCAACAACAUCUGGGGACCCACAGGUUGAGAACCGCUGGACUAGAGGAUACCAAGAGCUCCCUUCCAAUUCUAUGAUUCUGUGAAUUGGAACACUUCUUCCCAGCAAAAUCUCAGCUGUGGGGGGUGGAUGGAGAGGGGGCCCCUUCAGGCGCGAGGAAAGAUCUCUGUGGGCAGAUGUGCACCCAUGCGCCCCACCUGCCAGACCUGACUACAGGCAAUCGAAUGUGAGAACCAACUCCAGCAGGGAGUGCCCAGUUUGGGUCACUAUGAAGACUCCCCCUGCAGUGUUGCGUCUGGGACACGCCAUUCACCAACAUUGCCAGCUCACAAACGAUCUAGCAGCUGAACCUAAAUGUCACCUGAGAUAGAAGAUGUCAUGGCUUGAUAAAGCUAAAGGGACCCCUGACCAUUAGGUCCAGUCGUGGAUGACUCUAGGGUUGCGGCGCUCAUCUCGCUUUAAUGGACGAGGGAGCCGGCGUAGAGCUUCCGGGUCAUGUGGCCAGCAUGACUAAGCCGCUUCUGGCAAACCAGAGCAGCGCACGGAAGCGCCGUUUACCUUCCCGCUGGAGGGGUACCCAUUUAUCUACUUGCAUUUGACGUGUUUCGAACUGCUAGGUUGGCAGGAGCUAGGACCGAGCAACGGGAGCUCACCCCGUUGUGGGGAUUCGAACCGCCGACCUUCUGAUUGGCAAGCCCUAGGCUCUGUGGUUUAACCCACAGUGCCACCCCCGUCCUUCCGUGGCUUGAUAGACCCCAGACUAAAGCAUGUCUCCCUUUCCUCUUACUUCCCCCUGGCAGGUGGUCGCCUUGACACUGUUGACGGCUUCCGGGGAAACGCUGGAGUGCUCUGAAUCUGUGAACACUGAGCUGUACAGGGCAGCCUGCGUCCACCUGGGCUGCUUCGGCAUCAUCCUGACCAUCACCUUCCAGUGCGUGCCAGAGUUCUACUUGCAAGAGACGACCUUCCCGUCAACGCUCAAAGAGGUAAAAUAACGGUGUCAGGGAAACAUUUUGUUGUUGUUUAGUCAUUUAGUCGUGUCCGACUCUUUGUGACCCCCUGGACCAGAGCACGCCAGGCACUUCUGUCUUCCACUGCCUCCCGCAGUUUGGUCAAACUCAUGCUGGUAGCUUCGAGAACACUGUCCCACCAUCUCAUCCUCUGUCGUCCCCUUCUCCUUGUGCCCUGCAUCUUUCCCAGCACCAGGGUCUUUUCCAGGGAGUCUUCUCUUCUCAUGAAGUGGCCAAAGUUUUGGAGCCUCAGCUUCAGGAUCCGUCCUUCCAGUGAGCACUCAGGGCUGAUUUCCUUCAGAAUGGAGAGGUUUGAUCUUCUUGCAGUCCGUGGGACUCUCAAGAGUCUCCUCCAGCACCAUAAUUCAAAAGCAUCAAUUCUCUGGCGAUCAGCCUUCUUUAUGGUCCAGCUCUCACUUCCACACAUCACUACUGGGAAAAACAGAGCUUUAACUAUAAGGACCUUUGUUGGCAAUGUGAUGUCUCUGCUUUUUAAGAUGCUGUCUAGGUAAACAUUAGGAAACAUUAGGAAGAACUUUCUCUGGUAGGAGCCUUUGGACAAUGGAAAGGACUCCAUUGAAAGGUGAUGGGCUCUCCUUCAUUGGAUGUUUUUAAGCAGAGGUUGAAUGACCAUAUGUCACAGAUGCUUUAGCUGAGAUUCCUGCACUGCAGGGGGUUGGACUAGAUGACCCCUGGGGAUCCCUUAGCCCUCUAAAAUUUUACGAGUCUAUGAAUCAAACUAACACUUUUUUGAGGUGUGUGUUUUAUAUAAAUGCAGUCUCCAAGAACAUCUCUUGGCAGGACAAAUGAUCCUAGAACACUUCAGCCAGCCUGCAAUUGCAAUUAGUUAAUGAAUAUUCUUCCCACACGCCUACCGUCUUCGAGUGUCUCAUUUGUUAGAAAAUCUUUUAAGCUGAGGACUUUAACUAGGAAGAUUAAGUGACUUGCAAGGAGUAUCUGUUCUUUGGAAAUAGAUUUUUCAUUGUCUGCUGUGUUUGUGUGCCUUUUCCCAUGCAACCUGAAUUCUUAACCAUUUGUUUGCUACACGUAAGCCUGGGAAAAUAUUUCUGCUUUAAAAGUAAAGGUAAAGGGACCCCUGACCAUUAGGUCCAGUCCUGACCGACUCUGGGGUUGCGGCGCUCAUCUCGCUUUAUUGGCCGAGGGAGCCGGCAUACAGCUUCCGGGUCACGUGGCCAGCAUGACUAAGCCGCUUCUGGCAAACCAGAGCAGCACACGGAAACGCCGUUUACCUUCCUGCCGGAGUGGUACCUAUUUAUCUACUUGCACUUUGACAUGCUUUCGAGCUGCUAGGUUGGCAGGAGCAGGGACCGGGCAAUGGGAGCUCACCCCAUUGCAGGGAUUCAAACUGCCAACCUUCUGAUUGGCAAGUCCUAGGCUCUGUGGUUUAACCCACAGCGCCACCUGUGUCCCGCUAUUUCUGCAUUAGCCUGCACCAAUUCCCCCCCUUUUUUUGUCUUUUAAAAUUCUCCUAAACAUUUUUGUGUACCAUUUUGGCUCAUAUACACACUUUUGCAAGCCGUUUUGCAAAGCAUUUUGAAAUCCCGUUCUCACUAAAAUACAGUGGUACCUCUGGUUACAUAUGUUUCAGGUUACAGAUGCUUCAGGUUACAGACUCCGCUAACCCAGAAAUAGUACCUCGGGUUAAGAACUUUGCUUCAGGAUGAGAACAUAAAUCGUGCUCUGGUGGUGCAGCGGCAGCUGGAGGCCCCAUUAGGUUAAGAACAGUUUCAGGUUAAGAAUGGACCUCCGGAACGAAUUAAGUACUUAACCCGAGGUACCACUGUGUCCAUUUUUGUGCAUAUUUUCUCUUAAUGCAGUCAUUUUUGUGAACAUUGCUUUUGGCUGACGAGCCCUACCACAAAAAUCAGGGAAGGGGCGAUUUCUUGAGGGAUAGCUGUGUGCAUGAUUUGUGCAUGAUUUCCGGAAGCAAGGAUUAGAAUCGUAGAGUCGCAGAACUGUAGAGUUGGGUUAGGUGGGGCUUGCAUUAAAAUGCGACGUGGACCAGGUUUUGCUCCAUAGCCUCUCUCCAAGGUCUGAGGCUGAAAUAAGCCUUUUCUUUUCCUCACUUUCCUAGCUGAGGUCUCUUUGAGCUGCACUGAGGUCAGGACAUUUUGCAUGCACUCCGCUGCUUUGCUGAGGACACCGCCGGGCACUCACUACAGCGGCACAGAAGGGACACCUUCGGGUUGACAGUGAUGAAUUGGGUUUGCUUUGCAGUUCACCUCUGGGGGUUCACGACCAGGCAGUGCAGGAUGGGAGCAUCCGGGAGCCUGAAGGCGGUGGCUGCGAGGGAAAUGGAGCGAAGGGAUCUAAAGGGGCGUCAGUCAUGGCCAGAAGGACUGAGGUUAGCAUAGUGAGCAUAUGCCGGGGCGAGGGAGUUCCUCCCCAGCCAGCCCAUCUCAAAAAAGGAUAUUGCAGAGCUCAGAAAGGUGUCAGAAAGGAACACCCAAACCAGCCAAGGAGCUGGAGCACAAGGAAGCAGAGGCAGCUGUCUUUAUACCAAGUCCAUCUAGGCUAGUAUUGCCAGCACUGACUGGCAUCAGCUCUCCAGGGAUUCCAGAAAAGGACUGAAAAAUACUCGGAGUCGAGAGUGGAUUUCAUGCGCUUUAUUCAGCUCAUAGUAGUGAGGAAUGGAAGUUUUCCCGAACUGUCUGCUUUAUAUAUAUUAUUUCCACAAUGGGCCCCACGUGAUUGGCUAACUCCGGGAUUCUCCUGUAGGCCAAUCAGGUUGCGGAUUCACUUCCACCUGUAAGGUGUAAGUUGUUAAAAUGACCACACAGGAAGCGUCCCUCUGCCAGGAAGUGGUGAAGUUGUGGAGAGAUUGUCUCUUCCAGGCCUAUAUCUAGAUAGGCAGAGACCAAAAUAAAUAUAAAAUAGAGCUGCGUUUAAUUAUGUAAUCAGAUAAUCAAAUUAAUUUGCUGAAUUUCUUGAGAGGUCGUGUCUUGAGAGCAAAAGCACAGAGCAUCAAGGUUUCUAAAUAUAUCUCGUGUUUGGAACAAGGGUGGUUUCUGAAGAUGGCAAAAGUGAGGGGGAAAUCUGUAUAUUGGGGAGAAAGAGGUAAACCAUUAAGAUAACCAAAAGUCUGCUUUUAAAGUCGCUGUCUAAAGCGCUCAGAGGUUUGGCGAUUUCUAUCGGUGGUUCCUAACCACAAUGCCUCCACUUUUGGAGAGGAGAUUGGGUCUUGUGUUCAAAUCCUGGUUGUUGGUUUCCCAUAAUGGACAUCUGGUUGGCCAUUGUGAGAGCAGAGAAAGGGCUCUUUCGACAUUCACACUCCCUGCGCCUGUGUCUCGCCUGGCUCUUUGGGUCAACCUCAGUUCAAAGGUAAAAAACAGCCGACUCUCUUCCCUGGGCGUUGCGCUGCAAGGCGGAUCGCCUCCAUCGGCCAGAGAAACAAGCCAACCUCGGCCGUGAUCGAUGUUCAGGCAGGCAUUUGACGAAGGCAGCAUCUGCCCUGGAAGGGUCUAUUUUGGGGCUGGCCUGUCCUCUGAAAUCAAGCUCUCUCAUAAACAGGCAGCAGGACUGACAAAACGCAACCCAACCCCCCCCCCCCAAGGAAAUGCAGAUCGCACAUGAUAUGUGGCCCCCGCAAAUCUUAUUAAGAAGAGCUGCAGAGCUGCACUCUUGUGGCAUUUUGACCUCUCCGGGCUUCCAUUUGCAUCCCAGUAGGAAGUUUGGAUGGAAGAAGAAAUUCCGACGAAAGAAGAAUGGCAGACGAAAUGAAUGGACUACGCAGAAUUGGACAAAAUGACAGGAAGGAUUCGAAACCUGCGGGACCAGAGAUUUAGGGAAGAUUGGAAGAAGUAUAUGAAUUAUUUGAAGGGCAACUGUAAUCAACAAAUUACGCUAGUAGGACUACAAGAAGUUUUGUAAGGAGAAAUAUACGAUGAGUUACAAAGUAGAAAAAGAUAGAGAUAUUGGUCAUGAAGAGUUGGACAUGACUAAACAACUGAACAACAACAACAACCAGCUUUCCCCCCAGGUUUGCUUUGCUUGCUUCCCACCAGUUGCAUAAAUGCUCUUAAAUAUUAAAUCGCUUCCCCCCAAAGCUUUGCCUCUUCUCCAGCGCAGCUUAAUGGUGCAGAGUUAGGAGAAGGGUGGCGGAGGCUGUUUGUUUCGUUGUGCCUCCCGCUGCUGCCAUGAACAAUUCCCUUUGGCCCUCGCGCAUUAUGCGUCUCAUUGCUCCUGGUUUUGCCCCUGAGCCGCAGCAAUGGGCUGUGCAAGCAGAUGCGGCUUUUAUGUCCAGCAGAACUGCCUGGCUCUGCCAUUGAGCCAUUGAAGUCCCGUGUCGUCGUCUCCUCAUUUGCUAUGUCCAUUUUGUGCUCAUUAGCUCUCCUAUUCUCUUUGCCUCGAGCACAUCAUCAUGAGGGUAGUAAUGAGGUUUCAUGGAACUCCCUCUGCCUUAUCGCAUCCUUCAGCUGAUACCCUCCUUCCCUUUAUUUUUAAAUAAAAAGCUACUGUGAGAGCGAGUUACAAAAGCCAACCCAAAGAGUUUUUGGAGGUUACAUUUUUAUUUCCUUUUUAUUAAAGUUUCCACUUUAACAAUCCAAUCAAAUCACAUUAAAUAGUCCAAAUUAUACAUUGUUGUUGUUUAGUCGUGGACCCCCUAGACCCGAGCACGCCAGGCACUCCUGUCUUCCACUGCCUCCCACAGUUUGGUCAAACUCAUGCUGGUGGCUUCGAGAACACUGCCCACCACCUCGUCCUCUGUCGUCCCCUUCUCCUUGUGCCCUCCAUCUUUCCCAACAUCAGGAUAUUUUCCAGGGCGUCUUCUCUUCUCAUGAGGUGGCCAAAGUCUUGGAGCCUUAGCUUCAGGAUCUGUCCUUCCAGUGAGCACUCAGAGCUGAUUUCCUUCAGAAUGGAGAGGUUAGGGUGACGAGUGCCAGAGUGCAUGGAAAUGCCGUUUACCUUCCCGCCACAGCGGUACCUAUUUAUCUACUUGCACUGGCGUUCUUUCGAACUGCUAGGUUGGCAGGAGCAGGGACCGAGAAAACAGGAGCUCACUCCGACACAGUGAUUUGAACCGCCAACUUUCCAAUCAGCAAGCCCAAGAGGCUCAGUGGUUUAGACCACAGUGCCACCCGUGUCCCUCCAGUUGCUGUAAACCGAGGGGGGAAAGUUGCUCUUGAACUCAGGUCAUGCUUCAGGGUUUGUCUGAAGAGGCAUCUAGUUGGCCACUCUGAAAGCUAGACUAGAUUGGCCCCUAUUGCCUGAUCUAUCUUCAUAUGUUCCUAAGCUUUGGAGGGAUUUAAGCUAGAGAGUUGGAGCUGAGCUGAACGAUUAAGCACCCUCUCCUCCUUACCCAAAUUGCAUCACCCAAAUUACUUGGGCUGUUUCAGUCAUGCAACUUGGUUAUAACAUGUAGUUCAGCUCUUAGGCAGAUAGACUGGUUUCUUACUAAUGAAAUUAAUUUGACGCUGACAGUUCAGGGGGGUCCCUGCUGCAUCACCAUUAGAAGAGCCAGCUGGAUCAGGCCAGCACCCUGUUCUCCCAGGUGCCAGACAGAUGCCCCACUGGGAAACCAGCAAUCAGGAUUCGAACACAAGACCAGCCCUCUCUCCCUCCUGUGGUUUCCAGCAACUGCUGUUCAUAGGCACAAUGACCACAGAGUUCAUAGACCACAGAGUUAAAACAUUGCCAUUGAGGCCAAUCACCAUGGGUAGUAGCCUUUUCCUCUGUUACUUUGACUAAGCAAUUUGUGAUGGUAUCCAACUUGGUGGCCAUAAUACAAUCAACAACGCCUACUUCUUAUGGGAUUACCAGCAGGGAUGGAAUAACUAUGCACAGUCAUUACAAAACAUCCAGCAUACCUGAAAUAGUUGUGCGGCAGACCAUAAAUAGCCAGAUGAACGAGAAGCAGUUUCUCAACACUACAUCAUCCUGGCCUCUGACCUCUUCUGUGUUGCCCUAAGACCAACAUUGCCUUUUCCCCCCAAACAUUGUUAUGGGCUAAGAAUAGAUAACUUUGAGGAAUGUGCCAUGUCUGCAGACGGUGCCCAGACCUUUGUUUCCCGAGUCAUCAGAAUUUAUUCUUGUCCUCCUCGUGGUCAAAGUCCUCUUCGUCUCACCACCAAGACUCAGCACCCCAGCUUACAUUCCUGGCAGGAGCGCCUUUUAAAAAUCUCUUUAUUUAUUUCUAAAUCUGCCUCAAAAUGAUCCUGGGACAGUUUCCAAUGUGUGAUGGCCUGGGAAUCCGAUUCAGAGGCUGAACCGGAGGAAUCCCAGCCUGCACAGGAGUCCCCGCCUCCAGGGCCGGCUGAACUGGGGCAGGGGCUUGAUUCUGAAGCGCCUGCACCUGUGCCGGAUCCUCAGGAGCAGGCACCAGGUGAAUCCACUCUGGCUCCGGAGAUGGUUGAGGACACAGUGCCUACAGGUGAGUCUCCCCCUGGGUCCAGUAACCCUUCAGCCUCUCCUGAGCUGCAGAGGCUCAGGGCAGAGAGGCGGAGGGAACUGGUUUCUCCCAGGAGGAGUGCUCGCCUUAAGGCCAGGAGAGGCGGGUCUCCUGGGGGCCGGGACCGCCCCUGGCCUCAGAGAAGAUAAAGACCAGUCAGCCCGGUCCCAGGUUGCGGGAGCAACGUUGUUGAUGAGCUGUUUCGGCCAGCAUCCAGUCCUGUUCCCCCAGAGUUCCUGUUCUUGCCCGGCUCCUCGCUGUGGACCCCGCUUCACCCGUGGAGGACUGUCUGCCGACCCUCGACUCAGGUCCUGGACCUCGCCCCACGGUAACCUCCCCCCUGGACCAGCACACAAUGUUUGUUGUUGGCAUCUGUCUAUCUCAAGAUGUAAUGGAGUGAGCCUCCGGGGGUGAAGUCCAACCAUUGUGUUUGCAGCACUGAAGUGACCACUCCAGAGUGCAAGCUUGGGCAGUGUACAUGGAGACCCCCCUCUCAGCCUCCCUGUUGUGGUCCAAAGGAAAGCUGUGCUGGUCCCGUGGGCUAACCGAGAGGCGAGAUCCGAGGCCAGUCUGAGGUCGAAGGUGCAGUAUGGAGGCUGUCCGUCAAAGCUGAAGCUGGGUCCAAGGCAAGGAGUCUGCUGUGGUCAGGAACUCCGGCAGGACAGGGUGCAGGCAGGAACAGGCUACCAACAAUGUUGCUCCCGCAACUUGGGACUGGGGCUGGCUGGCUUUUAUCUGCUCAAAGGCACAGGGCGGCCCCGAUCCUCAGGUGACUCGCCUCUCCAGGCCUGUAGGCGAGCACGCCUCCUGCAGGAACUUAGUUCCCUCUGCCUCUCUGCCCUGAGCCUCUGCAGCUCAGGAGAGGCUGGAGGGUUCCUGGACCCAGAGGCAACCUCCACUUCCUCUGACGGGGCUGAGAGUGGAGCACCUGCAGGCUAUGGGUCCUCCAUCACCUCAGGAGCCAGAGCAGACUCAGCUGGUGCCUGCACCUGAGGAUCCAGCACAGGUGAGGACCCUUCGGGCUCAUGCCCCAGCCCCGGCUCAGCUGGUUCUGGAGGCGGGGAAUCCUGUGCAGGCUGGGAUUCCUCAGGUUCAGCAUCCGAAUCCAAAUCCCAGGCCAUCACAAAAGCAGAGCAAGACGUUUGACACCAGCUUGGUGGCAGGAGUUGGCAUACGAGGUGCCAUCCAAGCGUCUUAGGGACCCCAGUCCAGAUGUGUGUAGGGUUUACUCCCUAGCCUUUUCUUCUCCUGAAGAUAUCCUGCAAGGUGGUGGAGGUUCAGGAUCAGAGCCUUCCUAGACCAGGCAUAGGCAAACUCGGCCCUCUAGAUGUUUUGGGACUACAAUUCCCAUCAUCCCUGACCUCUGGUCCUGUUAGCUAGGGAUGAUGGGAGUUGUAGUCCCAAAACAUCUGGAGGGCCGAGUUUGCCUAUGCCUGGGCUAAACUCCCCAUCUGACUUCUCUCUGCAGCACAUUCAGAAACUGCCGACUUGACCGUUGGACGCACUCUUGGUCUCGUCUGCUCAAUCUGCCGGAGCCUGUCUUCGCAUGCAGGGAGGUCCCUAUGUCAUGGAGGGUUUGAGACCUAUCGGCUGCCCUCACACCAUUUCCAAGCCGUUUCCUAGGGUUGUGGCUGCUGUGACAGCUUCUAGGAGCCACAAGUGAGAGCUGAGUCAGGGAGAAGACCAGAUGUAGACAAACUGCCCCAGAAGGAGCAGGACACAUUCCCCACCAGAGGUGCUUCCCCUCCUCGAACACCCAAAUUUGCCAGCAAUACAUAAUGUACAACAUACACAUCAAAGACCCAACAAUGAUGAAAGCGACCAAUAAAUUUAACUCCCAAGGACAACACCGUGACGAUACCAGAACCAAUGGAUGGUCUCUCUCAUUUACUCCAGAUGCCCAGGAGAAUGGUAUUUGGUGGGGCCCAUCCAAAGCUCCACCACCUAUACUUCAACAGGAAGGGCAUUCUGGUCAGGGGGCCGUAACACAGAAGGCCAUGCUGUCCCUCCAGCGUCGGAGGCAGUCUGCCAGUUUCUGGGGAUCGCAAAUAGGGAGAACACUGUUGCUCUCUGACUCUGAAGAGUAGAAGACAAGAGUUUGGAGUUGAUAUCCCGCUUUAUCACCUCCCCAAGGAGUCUCAAAGCGGCUAACAUUCUCCUUUCCCUUCCUCCCCCACAACAAACACUCUGUGAGGUGAGUGGGGCUGAGAGACUUCAGAGAAGUGUGACUGGCCCAAGGUCACCCAGCAGCUGCAUGUGGAGGAGCAGGGAAGCGAACCCGGUUCACCAGAUUACGAGUCCACCGCUCUUAACCACUAAAGCACACUGACUCACUCUCUCUCUGCUUAUGGGCUUGCAGUUGGGGCAUCUUUUGGGCCGCUACGAGAAGAGGAAGCUGGACUAGAUCCUUUGGCCUGAUCCAGGCUCUCCUUACAGUCUUGAAUUCCUUUAUCUGCGAUUCCUGCAUUGCAAGGGUUUAGACUAGGUGACCCCUGGGUUCCCUUCUAACCAUACACUUCUAUGAUUCUAUUCUAUGUGCGCCAGCAAAUAACCAUCAAGGCUUGCUUUUUUUGUUUAAAAAAACCACCACCGUUCUUCCUGGGGAGGCGAAAACCAUUAGUGGCCUCGGCCAAAUUGCCAGUCCACCCACUUGCCAUAACCCUGGACGAAUCUGUUUGGACUUCUGUGCUGGACCCGGAGGAGAAAACAGAAGCCAGGCUGAUCAUGUAACUCGCACUCAUCUCAGGAGGCGGCCAUGAGACAAAUCAGCCAUGGGCACCGCCUGCUCCUCCACGUUCGCUGCUACCUUCCUUUUCAACCUUCAAGUAGAGAAGCAACAUCCAUUACCAAAGAUAGCGUCCGCAUGAUAAAUGGGCGCAGUAAUUGUCCAAUUCGUCUUCUUUAGGAGCGGCUUAGCUCUCAAGCGUUCUGUGUCGUCAGGGACAUCCCUGACUCAAACUUUCCUUUCUUCUUAAAGUUCAUUAUCUUUGCAACGCCAGUAGCUCCAGGACUCUCUGUUUGCAACCAGCAGCCUUCAGUUGCUUCGUAUUUUCUCGUAGAUUCAAGGCGUCUUUCCAAACCACAGCGUCAAAGCGGCUGCAGAGAAUGCAGACCUCUCUGGCUCAGGACAGGGGCAUGUAAACACCGAGGACCAGAUCCAGAUUUGUUCAGAGAAGGGAAGCACCAUGUAAAUGCUAAUCUCCCCAUUAAUCCUGCCUGUCAGGGCCCAUUUCCCAGUCUCUGUGUCGGUGGGCCCAGCGAAGUGGAAGGGGAGCGAGCGAGCGUGGAGAGGCUUGAAAUAUUCAUGCCAAGGGAGGAGAUGUCCUCAGCUCUGGCAGCGGAUAUACGUUGUGGAAAGAAGCCUCGGUCUAGUCUCUGCCACAGAUUAGUGCUUAUGUAAGGCUACCCUCCUUCUCGCUCUCUCUCCCGUGGCUGCUUUUUUCUUGUUGUUGUUUGUUGUUUAGUCGUGUCCAACUCUUCGUGACCCCAUGGACCAGAGCACGCCAGGCACUCCUGUCUUCCACUGCCUCCCGCAGUUGGGUCCAACUCAUGCUGGUAGCUUCAAGAACACUGUCCCACCAUCUCGUCCUCUGCCGUCCCCUUCUCCUUGUGCCCUCCAUCUUUCCCAACAUCAGGGUCUUUUCCAGGGAGUCUUCUCUUCUCAUGAGGUGGCCAAAGUCUUGGAGCCUCAGCUUCAGGAUCUGUCCUUCCAGGGAGCACUCAGGGCUGAUUUCCUUAAGAAUGGAUCGGUUUGAUCUUCUUGCAGUCCAUGGGACUCUCCAGAGUCUCCUCCAGCACCAGAAUUCAAAAGCAUCCAUUCUUUGGCGAUCAGCCUUCUUUAUGGUCCAGCUCUAGAGAGCCAGUGUGGUGUAGUGGUUAAGAGUCACGUAAUCUGGGGAACCGGGUUCGUGUCCCUGCUCCUCCACAUGCAGCUGCUGGGUGACCUUGGGCCAGUCACACUUCUUUGAAGUCUCUCAGCCCCACUCACCUCACAGAGUGUUUGUUGUGGGGGAGGAAGGGAAAGGAGAAUGUUAGCAGCUUUGAGACUCCUUAAAGGGAGUGAAAGGCAGGAUAUCAAAUCCAAACUCCUCCUCCUCCUCUUCUUCUUCUUCUUCUUCUUCUUCUUCUUCUUCUUCUUCUUCUCUCACUUCCAUACAUCACAACUGGGAAAACCAUAGCUUUAACUAUACAGACCUUUGUUGGCAAGGUGAUGUCUCUGCUUUUUAAAAUGCUGUCUCCUUCAUGGAUCACUGCCUUGCCAUGGCAAAGGGACUUGAAUAACUCAAAGAAGCUAUGAGCUAUGCCGUGUAAGGCCACCUAAGAUGGUCAUAGUGGAGAGUUUUGACCAAACGUGAUCCACCUGGAGCAGGAACCGGCAAGCCACUCCAGUAUCCCUGCCAAGAAAACUCCAUGGACAAAGACAACUGGCUUUUUUCUUAGAGGUUACCAAAGCAAUAUUGGGCAGUGAAGAAUCCUGCCAGCUGCAAGGGCAAAAGCCUUUUUCCUGGAAGGAUUUCUGCAUCCUGUCAGAGGCAGGUGGUUUCCCCCUUGGAAGAUAAGAGGCUGUUGGAUCAGGCCAAUGGCCCAACUAGUCCAGCAAUCCUGUUCUCACAGUGGCCAACCCGGUGCCUGUGGGCAGGAUUCGCACACAAAGCCAAUCUCCCCUCCUGUGGUUUCCAGCAACUGAAAUUCAGACGCAUUGCUGCCUCCAGCCGUGGAUUUGCUUGCAAAGGGCACACCUGGAGCAGAACGACUCCUGGAACCUCAAGAGAACCUCCAUCUUUUACUCGACAGCCUUUGCUCGUACGUUCCAGCCUGGGAAUCAUGGCAACGAUUCUUUUUGGCGCUCGGCCCCUGUGCCAGCACCUGUGGUUUUUCAAAAUCGUUAUUUCUGCUUGCCUUCCAAAGUGCUUUUCUUGAAAAGGUGCAAAUCAAUGGUGCCACGGGGUUUAGAUGUUACAUUUCAUUGCGCCAAUUGAAUUUCAUAAUCCCGCUAUUCACUGCCGGAGGAGCUGUGUAGGCGAGCGAGGACGGCCAUCGGUGCCCUUUCCCCCGCAUAAAAACUCGUUCAGAGCCACCCCGCAAGGUACGUUAGGCUCAGAAGGAAUGUUUGUGAUUUUUCAAAACAUACAUUUAAAGCGGCAGAGGGCUGGGAGCGCGGCGAUUACUGUUGGUUUGAUGCACCUGGUGGGAAUGCAAACCACAGCUGCUAGAACAGCUGCGGAGCCUGCGAUCCAAUUUUAAUCCACUUAACUGCAGGGCAAUCUGUGCCUCUCCUCUUCCUUCCUUCCCGUUCUGACGGCCAAGUUCCAUCUCAGCAGGGCUCAAUUCCUUACCAACUUCUCCAUGCAAUUUGGCUGCCAAAAGUUUCCUCACUUCCCGUCCCCUUUAAAUAAGAAGCAAAGAUUUACAUAAGAACACAAGAAUAGCCCCUCUGUGGCCGCCUCUCCUGGUAUGCCCCACGGAGGACCUUACGGUCCGCAAAUAAUAACAUCUUGGAGGUCCUGAGCCUCAAGGAGAUUAGACUAGCCUCGACCAGGGCCAAGGCCUUUUCGGCUGUGGCCCCAACCUAGUGGAACACUCUGUCACAAGAGACUAGGGCCCUGCGGGAUCUGACAUCUUUAUGCAGGGACUGCAAGAUGGAGCUGUUCUGCCAGGCCUUUGGCCAGGGUCCAGUCUGACUCCCCCAGUCUGACUUCCCCUUUCUCCUUAUAAGAACUUGCAUGAAAAUGGCCCCCCAACUUUUCUCACAGGCUCAUAUAAGAUCAGUAUAAACAGUUAGGCCUGGUGAGCAUUUAGGGUCCCCAUCCCUAAUUUGCGGGUUGCCAUCUGAUUGCAUUUCACUUUGAUUCUGAUUUGAUUUUAGGAUGUAUUUUAAUUGAUUGCUUGAUUUUAUGGUAAUAUGUUAUAUAUUUGAUGUUAGCCGCUCUGAGCCCGGUUUUGGCUGGGGAAGGCGGGGUAUAAGUAUUUUUUAUAUAUUAUUAUUAUUAUUAUUAUUAUUAUUAAUUAUUAUUAUUUUGAUGGCAUUUUACCAUUGUACUGUUGAGAGUGUAUUAACUUACGGUCUGUGUGUGUAGUUUGGGAGCUGCACGGUCAGGGGAAAAACCAUGCUGUCCAGGGUUGUAAAGACUGCUGAGAGAAUAAUUGGGUGCACUCUUCCCACCUUGGAUCAAAUCUAUGCUUCCAGGUGCCAUAAGAAAGCUGCAGAGAUAGCGCAGGAUAGUGCGCACCCCGGAAAUGAUCUCUUUCAGCUUCUGCCUUCUGGAAGAAGGUACAGGGUUAUAAAGACUAGGACUAGCCGCCUGAGAAACAGUUUCUAUCCAAAUGCGAUUUUGGUUUUAAACACAAUGUAAGGAGUCUGUAUGGGAGUAUAUUGUAUUUAAUUAUGGGGUAUCAGAGUUUUAGGGGACUAGCCAGGCUGGAAUAGCUAGGAUAGCAGGCUUGUUGGUUUCUGAAUGUCUGAUGUAGUUUUUUUUCCAAUUUCGUUGUUCUGUAUGGGACAAUCAAUGACAAUAAAGAUUAUUGUAUUGUAUCGUAUUAUUAUUAUGUCCUUCAUGCUGUCCUCACAGGAGCCAAACAGAUUCUCCAAAGGUAAAUCCACAAGCAGGAUUCGAGCAGAAGAGCUCUUUGUCCUCUUGUGGUUCCCAGCAACUGGGAUUCAGAAGCACCGCUGCCUCCAACCGUGGAGCCAGAACAUAGUCAUUGUGGCUGGUAACCAUCAAUAGCCGGCCCCCCUCCAUGGCUUUGUCUAAUCCUCUUUCAAAGCUAUAUAGGUUGGUGAGCAUCCCUGCCUCCUGUGGCAGUGAGUUCCACAGUCCAACUGUGCGCCGCAUGAAGAAGUCGGACAUCCAGCUUCGUUGCAUGCCCACAAGUCUUAGUGAUACGAGGAGAGGGACAAACGCUCCACCUAAAUCUCAUCCAAAAUGGGGUUUGUUUUUUGAGACAUGUACUCUGCACCACCAGCAAAAGCGAAGCCAUAAUUGGCACGUGUCGAUCCAUUAGUUCUUCAGAGGACAGAGCGUGGCCGCGAAGGAGCCUGGAUAAUGAAGUAACUGGGAGCAGGAGCCCGUUGGCCUUCUUAAAUUAGGUGGAUCUGCUGCUAAUUUGCCGCUUUUAACUGCAUUAAAUUCAUUAGCAUGGACCAUUGCACCGACGUGCACUGAUGUUUUGCUUUCUUUCCUGAACAUAACUUUUUAAGAUGGAGCCAGUGUAUACAGCUGCUCAGUGAAGAGAGAGAGAAAUGGGUUCACAAUCGGCAAAGUGAGAGCAAUUCUGGACUCAGGGCUCUGGGCACCAGCCAGCUGUUGCUCUUCAGCAAAGCUUAGGGCCGGAUUGGGCGAUGCCUUCAUUGCUUAUGACAUGCACCUUCUGUGAACUGUCCUGGCAAUGCCCAAAUAUACAGAUGAAUGUCAUGCGAGAAAUGAGUGAUGAUGGAGGAUGAAUCGCAGCAGCUGGUGUGGCUCCUGGGUGCUUUUCAUUCAAUUCCGUGUCCAGUCAAUUCUGUUUCAGUCAAUUCUGUGUCCAGGGCAGCUGUUUAUCAGCUCCAUCUGGUAUGCAGGCUGAGACCCUCCCUGCCCGCGGACUGUCUCGCCAGAGUGGUGCAUGCUCUAAUCUCCUGCUUGGACUACUGCAAUGUGCUCUACGUGGGGCUACCUUUGAAGGUGACCCGGAAACUACAACUAAUCCAGAAUGCGGCAGCUAGACUGGUGACUGGGAGCGGCCGACGAGACCAUAUAACACCGGUCUUGAAAGACCUACAUUGGCUCCCAGUACGUUUCCGAGCACAAUUCAAAGUGUUGGUGCUGACCUUUAAAGCCCUAAACGGCCCUGGUCCAGUAUACCUGAAGGAGUGUCUCCACCCCCAUCAUUCAGCCCAGACACUGAGGUCCAGCGCCGAGGGUCUUCUGGCGGUUCCCUCCCUGCGAGAAGCCAAGUUACAGGGAACCAGGCAGAGGGCCUUCUCGGUAGUGGCACCCACCCUGUGGAAUGCCGUCCCAUCAGAUGUCAAAGAGAUAAACAACUACCAAACUUUUAGAAGGCAUCUGAAGGCAGCCCUGUUUAGGGAAGCUUUUAAUGUUUAAUAGGUUAUUGUAUUUUAGUGUUUUGUUGGAAGCCGCCCAGAGUGGCUGGGGGAACCCAGCCAGAUGGGCGGGGUAUAAAUAAUAAAUUGUUGUUGUUGUUGUUGUUAUUGUUAUUGUUAUUGUUAUUAUUCAGAGCCACAGAUCUUGCUGUUCCCCACCCCCCACCCCAAUAAAAGACAGGGCUGGACUCCUGCCUUCUGAGAGUGCUCAGGGCACCAGGUUGGGGAAGCCUGAGCAAGAGAACUGAGCAGUAAAGUCUUUGGAUCACAGCAAAAGCAGCCGAUCCAUCAGGAGCCUGUGGGCUGCAUCUCAAGGUGGUGCUUGGAAGAUGGAGAGAGCAAGCUUUAAGCAGUUCCAUCUUCUUAAUGAUGCUGCUAAGUUAGCGGCAGUCGAGAAUAACCAUCACCACCCCGCAAGGGAUAAUUCCUCAGAAUGAAAAAGCUCCGUUGCCUCUACCAAACCUGUCCUCCCCCAACCAAUAAAUGGAGGCUAGAAAUCAGAACAUUACAGCUACUGACGCUGGACUUUGGGACUCUGCAAGGUGAGAACCUGGAAGGAAACGUUCCAUAAUAAGAUGCCGUCAUGUCGCCGAAUUUGAGUCCCCACCUGUAACCUAUUAAAAGCUAGGAGGGUUGUGUUGUACCUCCAGUCACUGUUACUCUGAAUUCUCAAUCGAUGUGUCUUCAAAUACAUUUGAGCUUUGCCAAAAAUUUCCACAGAGUGAAGAUUUUGCAUGUCGUGACUGUUUGGCACCACUUUCUAUGGUUGCCAUGCCUGUCAGCUGAGGAUAAUGCCUUGCGCAUCUGUUGAAAUGGAUGUUAGUUCUCAAAGGUUUGCACCACGAUAAAUCAGAAAGGUGUUUUCGCUGCAUCGGGCUUCUUCUUCAAACCUCCCCCCUCCCUCAUCUUCCUUCUCCUUGUUAUGUUACCACCUUUCACAUAAAUUUCAAUGUCAUACCCUAAAAACAACUAAAAAUAGGUAUAACCAGAAUCCACACCCCCCCCCAAAAAAAACCCUGAUAGAUUUAAACAGGGGCAGACUUUGUCUUUUCAAAUUUAAGCGGCGCUCCUUGCGAGGUGAAAAUUUAGCUCCUCUCUGUUUCUCGCCUUCUGUUCGGCUCAAUUUACUAUGUCAUCAUUGUCCGGGGCGGGGGAACCAGUCGUGCUGCCCUAAAUCCACCUCUGGUUUAAAAACAAUACAAAUAAAAAGGCCCAAAGCCUCAGAGAUCUAACUUUCUCUUUUCAUCCUGCUGGAAAAGCUUGCCAAACAAAGGCGUCUUCCAUUGUUUCUGUUAUGUUACUAAGCUUGGAUCCUAGAACGAUAGACAAGUAGGAUCCUAGAAGGCAGCAACUGAUUGGCUUGCAGGAAAAGACCAAUCAGGCUCCAGGAGGAAGUUGAUCAGCCUAUUAGGCUGGUAGGAUCGUAGAACGGAUUGGCCUGCAGGAAAAGACCAAUCAGGCUCCAGGAGGGAAGCAGAAUCAGCCAAUCAGACGGGACUCAUUGUGUAAAUAGUGUACAGUGGUACCUCUGGUUGUGAACGGGAUCUGUUCCGGAGGCCCCUUUGCAACAUGAAAAGAGCGCAACCCACAGCGGUGUGUCUGCACACGUGCGGGUUGGGAUUCGCCGCUUCAGUGCAUGCCUGUGACGUCAUUUUGCGGUUCUGCAUAUUCGCGAGCAGCAAAACCCGGAAGUAACCCUUUCCGGUAUUUCCAGGUCACCGCGGGACGUAACCUGAAAUAAUGUAACAUGAAGCGGACGUAACAUGAGGUAUGGCUGCAUAUAAAAGCCUGAGGUUUGGGGGGCAAUUCAAUCACUGUUUUACAAGCUGCAAUGUUGUUGUUGUCUAGUCGUUUAGUCAUGUCCGACUCUGGAAAAGGUUCAGGGAACCCAAAUGAUGGAGGGAAUACUGCCAGUGUUUGAAAGAAAAAAGGUUCUGACCUCCUUUUUACUCCUUUGCCUAGUCCUCAGACCUUUUUGUUGUUGUUGUUGUUUAGUCAUGUCCGACUCUUCGUGGCCCCCUGGACCAGAGCACGCCAGACACUCCUGUCUUCCACUGCCUCCCGCAGUUUGGUCAAACUCAUGCUGGUAGCUUCGAGAACACUGUCCCACCAUCUUGUCCUCUGUCAUCCCCUUCUCCUUGUGCCCUCCAUCUUUCCCAACAUCAGGGUCUUUUCCAGGGAGUCUUCUCUUCUCAUGAGGUGGCCAAAGUCUUGGAGCCUCAGCUUCACGAUCUGUCCUUCCAGUGAGCACUCAAGGCUGAUUUCCUUAAGAAUGGGUAGGUUUGAUCUUCUUGCAGUCCAUGGGACUCUCAAAAGUCUCCUCCAGCACCAGAAUUCAAAAGCAUCCAUUCUUCGGCGAUCAGCCUUCUUUAUGGUCCAGCUCUCACUUCCAUACAUCACUACUGGGAAAACCAUAGCUUUAACUAUACAGACCUUUGUUGACAAGGUGAUGUCUCUGCUUUUUAAGAUGCUGUUUAGGUUUGUCAUUGCUUUUCUCCCAAGAAGCAGGCGUCUUUUAAUUUCGUGACUGCUGUCACCAUCUGCAGUGAUCAUGGAGCCCAAGAAAGUAAAAUCUCUCACUGCCUCCAUUUCUUCCCCUUCUAUUUGCCAGGAGGUGAUGGGCCCAGUGGCCAUGAUCUUAGUUUUUUUGAUGCUGAGCUUCAGACCAUAUUUUGCGCUCUCCUCUUUCACCCUCAUUAAAAGGUUCUUCAACAAGCUGCAAUAAAGAGCAUGAAAUCACUACAGGACUCCGAGUAUAUUUCAGUUUCCAAAAACUGCACCAAGUGGGGCACCUCUCGUAUUUUCGUAUGGAUGCUGUUCUGCAGAACAGGGUCAGCCAGACUGAAAGCCCCCGAUGUGGCCAUUACACUGGGAAUCAUUUUCUCUCAAGGUGCUGCAAGUUUUGCACCCGGGACUGAGUUUUUCAACACACCUGACUUUCCUUCGGGAUGCUCCCUUAUGCUGAGUCAGAUCUUUGGUCCAUCUAAAUCAGGCCUGGCCAAACUUGGCCCUCCAGAUGUUUUGGUACUACAACUUCCAACAGAACCAGUGGUCAGGGGUGAUGGGAAUUGUAGUCGCAAAACAUCUGGAGGGAAGCAGAUGCUGUUCUGUUGACCAACAUGCCUGGACAGGAAACCUGAGCAGUGCUUUCCUCCAUUCAGCUUCUAGCCCAUCCACUCUUGUCUCCUUUUCCCUCUGCCAGGUCCUGGACAACCUAGACAGCCACCUGAAGAAAUCUGAGUAUUUCCGUUUCCUUUGGUUCCCUCACACUGAGAACGUGAGCGUCAUCUAUCAAGACCACACCAACAAGGUAAGUCGAUGCUCAGGUGGCCAGCAGAAAGGACCGUAAAGUCUUUUUUUUGGGGAGGGUGGAAGGAAUUGAAAGAAGGGAUUAUAACUCCACAGGUCACUAUGCUCCAUCAGAUGUCAAGGAGAUAAAGGACUACACAACUUUUAGAAGACAUCUGAAGGCAGCCCUGUAUUGGGAAGUUUUUUUUUUUAUUAUGCAUUAUAUUCUGCUGGAAGCUGCCCAGAGUGGCUGGGGUAUAAUAAUAAUAAUAAUAAUAAUAAUAAUAAUAGGCAUAAACUGAGGCAACCUCCAGCCCACAGGCCAAAAUUGCUUCACCAGGCCUCUCCAUUUGGCCUGCAAGGCUGUUUUGCCCAGACCAUUCCCACCCGCCCUGCACCUCACAUUAUAUGUCACACCAGGUGUUUGGUACGCAGAGAGGUGGCUGCUUUCUCUGCAGAAAUCAGGAUCGAAACAUGCACAGCCGUCCAUCAGGUGACAUGUAGGAGUUGAACCCUGCUCAGUUAGUGUCUCCUUGCCAAACUUGAGACACAGCUUUAACAGCUGGAUGGGAUGGUAUCAGGGGAUCAACAGGUGGAUAGGACCACCCACCUGUCAAUCAGCUGAUGUCAUAGUGAUGCCAGGUGACAGACAGGUCGUUGGUCCAAGGGAUGGAGGGAAGUAAAUAUCUGCCCCCCAACCCCCAAGGCCUAAGAAGGAUCCCUACUCCUGGCAUAGGGGGUCUUCCUGGAGCUGCCUGAUAGCGGUGGGUGUGAUUGCCCCCCCCACUCUCCCACAUGAAUACACACAAGCACAGCAUCCUGCACAGCUGAUUCAUGCAGAUCAUCCCUGCUCAUCAAAAGAUCAAUCUGAUGACCAGAGAGGGGAAGAUUUGGUUCCUCAUCAGGACCCUGGGCUGACCAGAGAGCAGUUUUAAGCUCACCGCCUUGCCCUCUGUGGGAAUGUUCAGGGUGGCAGGAGCGGAUAUAUUGUUUAUUAAUAUCCUUCCUUUCUUGCACUACCAAGUUACUUUACUUAGCAGAGUUUACAUUCCCCUUCUAACAUGCACAGCAGAUAGCUGGUUGCAGGCUCGUGUGAGCCUCUCACUAUUAUACAAUUCAGUCUGUCUCAGAUUGAAUUGUAUGUUCCUGGUAAGUUCCCUUGAAUCCCUCUUUAAAAAUAAAAAUGCCACAAUCUUAUUCAAAGUCAAUAAAAGGAGUUUACUCACAUCAGUUCAUAGUUGGAUUCCUGAAGGCAGACUUAGUUACAGAUAUGUACAUGUGGAUCUACCCCAUAUGGGGGAAUAAUCCCAGUGCUGCCGCUAGCUGAGAGCUGGUCCAACGAAGAAGGGAGUCAAAAAGAGGGAAGGGCCUUGUGACUCGUCCUUUUGUUACCUGGACAGGUAAGAUCAUGCCCACCUUCUAUCACAUGCAAAAGGAAGGAUGCUCCAGCCAGGAGGAACAGGAAGUUUCGACUGGCUAGAUCAAACAUUCCCUCGCAUGUCCACUCUAGGAAAACAAGGAAAUCAUGGAUCACAUCCCACACCCUCCCCAUUGCUAGGUCUGUGUUUUGUAUGGGUGUUUCACCGUUGCCACCCAAAUCGGUGGAGUCUCAGGGCAGGGGGGGAUGUAAACUACAUGGCUGGGGGCUGAUCUGGGCCAAGGUUUUGAAGGUCACAUUUUCCCUGUUGGGCAAUGUCUGUAGCCUGUCUCUCUCCCGUCUUACAUGUCUUUGCAGCCUCCUGCUUCCUCUGCCAGCUGGUUUUGGGACUACGUGAUCGGAUACUACCUGCUGGAGUUCCUCCUUUGGGUCAGGUGAGAUUCAGCGUGCCUUGGCAAGGCAUUCGUGUGGGAAGGACCACAGAUUUCAAAGAAGCUGCUUGGUGGGAGGUUGAAGGUCAAAGGCUGGCAAAUGAAGCUUGCUGACUUACAAUCACACCCUACGUUCAGAAUCUCAUCUUUGGCCUGAAACUCUGUCUGGUCCUUCCAUUAUUCCAGAGCAGGUUAGGGGGGCAAUGUGUGCAGUUGUUCUGCCAUCUUGUGGGCAGCAGCUGAAAGGACACACUCUCUGGCAUGGGUUUGGGAGAGAAAGCCACAAAUCCAGAAGCCAUUGACCCCAAUGGCCUGAUAACUGUUGGCUGGUGGUGGUUUCCUGCAAGAUGCAAUCACAGAUUGACUUAAUAGGAAGGGGCACCAGGAACCAGCAAGUCAAACUCCUGUGGCGUUUUAUUUUAUGCAAUAAAUGUGGGCUGUUUAAAGACGGGUGCUUCAAGCAUUGUACUGAGGCAAGAAGGAGCAAGAAGGAGAAGUGUCAUUGUUUUGAAGACGUUGAUUGAAGACGGGAGGGAGUUCCAUAGGUUAACUAUGCUAGAUGGUCCAAGAUUAUUGCAGUAGAGCGUGUGCAAAAUCUACUAGAUAUGCAAUCGAAAGCAUCUGUCUCUGAGCUGCAGAAGCAGCAUGGAAUUCAUUCUGCUGGAGAAGCUGUGUGCGAGCAAAGGCCUUGCUUUGGUAUCAACAGCGUCUUAGCAGCGCCCUCUGUGUCCAUGCAAAGAGGCUACUGCUUGUAGCUGACUCACUUCCCUAGUUGCUAAGGAAAAAGCUGCCGGGGGCUUCUGCAAGGGGAGGUGGGAUGCCCUUGAGGCCCCUCCUCAUCCUAGAGGGCACUGCUCCCAUCAAAGCACAUAGUUAAACUAUGGAACUCCCUGCCACAGGAGUCAGUGAUGGCCACCAACUUAGAUGGCUUUAAAAGAGGAUAGGACAAAUUCGUGGAGGAGGAGAGGGCUAUUGGUGGCCACUAGCCAUUCUGGCUAUGCUAUGCCUCCACGGUCAGAGGCAGAAAUGCUUUUGAAUACCAAUUGCUGGAAACUACAGGAGGGGAGAGGGUCCUUGUGCAUGAAUCCUGUGUUGUAAACAAAAAUCUGCCCUUUUUUCCCUAAUGGGGGUAUCCAAGAGCCCAUAUAGAGUCCUUACGUAGGUUCCCUAUUGGUAGGAGAAAAUAACAGAGGCCAACCAGAGAAUAUUGAGAAGCAAAGCAGCUAGUAAGCCUGAUCUUUAUUGAUCUGUUGCAACAGGGUCCUCACUCACCACACGCAGGAGGUGGGAGGAACCCAGAACAAAGGUGUGCCUGCCCUUGUAUAGACAUUUUAAAUUCCCUGCCCUGGAGCUCCAGACCACCCCUCCAUACAUCAUACAUACAUCACAGAAGGGGUGUAACCUAAGACCACCCCCCAGAUACAUCAUACGUACAUCACAGAAAAGGCGGUCUACAGCAGAAAUCUGAGUGCAUUGUUUAUCUCGUUUGACAGGUUACCUGUUAAUGGUCACUUGAUUGGAUUGCCUGGGGAGCCUGGCCAGUCUUUUGUAAUGAUAAAUAGCCUGAGCCAGGUCACAGCCUCACACCCUAUUCAUAUCUUAAAUGUGCCCUUAAGGCAGGAUUUGUGAAGGAAAAGACAACGGGGAGGCUUUUCCAUUUUCCUUUGACCUUGCAGAGAAAACAUUUGGUCAGUUUGGGAAUCAAAAAUGGUUUCAGGUCAGUCUUCCUGUGCUGAUCUAUGUACGUGCUUGGUUGGUACACUUAUGAACAUUUAACAUAUAUCUAAGACCUCAAAAUUCCUAUCACGCUUGCUUGUGGGUUUCCCAAAAGCAUCUGGCUGACUAAUGACCUGAUCCAGGAAGCUCACCUUAGUUUCUUAUAUACAGGCACAAUCCCAGCUACUCUCCUUUCAAAGUCCGGGCUUCCCAUUCAGGGCCGAGAUCGCUCUGGAGAAGAAGCUGUUCUUAAGACGGCUCGUUCUUGUCUUCAUCGUCCUGUAUCUCCGUCCCGACGGCAAGAGCUCGAAGAGACAGUGACCAGGAUGCGAUGGAUCUUUUACUAUGUCCAGUGCCUUCCUAUGGCACCUUGUGGCAUAAAUCUGCUCUAAGGUGGAGAGUGGGCAGCCAACAAUGCUCUCUGCUGCCUUAACAACCCUGCACAACCCCAUCCUGUCCUGGGUAGUACAGCUUCCGUACCACACACAUAAGCCAUAAGUGAGCACGCUCUCAAUGGCACAGUGAUAGAAGGCAAGCAGCAGUUUCUGCGGAAGAUGGUUUUCCUUAGUAUUCUCAAAAAGUACAGUCUCUGCUGCGCCUUCUUCACAAGCCCCCUUGUUUUGACACUCCAGGACAGAUCCUCUUGUAAUUCAAUGCCCAAAAAAAGGGGAGAAGGAAGGGUCAGCCCAUGUUCCCUGUAUCCGAAUUCCCACCCACCUCGGAUUUCUGCCCAUCUGACUUCCACCUUGUCCUCUCCUCCUCUUCCUCCUCCAUCAGCACAUUCCUGCCCUGCCUGGUUCCCUGGAUCAACCGCUUCUUCUUCUGGCUCCUCUUCACCGGAAAAGUGGAGAACGUCAACUUGAGCUACAAGAUAUUCAACUACGAGUGCCGCUUCAAGCAGCACGUGCAGGAUUGGGCCAUCCCUAUGUAAGCUGAUUCGACCUCGUGUACGGAGGGUUGGAAGAAUAGGGCUGAUUCCAGGAUGAUCAGGGCUGGGGUGGGUUUUCACAUGUGAAAUUCAGGUUGCAGUUGUCUCUGCAAUUUGAAUGAUGUUGUGGGUUUGGGGCACCAGUCUGCAUGAAGCCCUGAGUGUCUUCAAAUCCUUGGGGUCCUGUACCCAGGUAGUGUUAGAAUUUAAGAAAGGAGGUUGCUGGCCAAGUUUCUUUGUUAGGCAACGACCUUAGCUGGCCACUCAAAUAUCCUCAUCAGCAUCCCAAAAGGAUGAGCCAGGUUGCUAUAACUAAAUGAUGGGGCCCUUUGGGAUAAUGGGGUGGCAGCUUCCCUCCACCCCCUCACUUAGCUGCUAGGUAGGAGAACAUGAGUUUUGGGGUGUGAGAUGAACUGGAAGCUGGAAACACAGAGAUUUGCUUGCUUAGUGUUGGAGUCAUAGCUGUGUCCAACGGAGAAGCAAGAUCUGUUGGGGUGUCAAUGCUCUGAGCCCCUUCAUCUUUGGCUCCGGUAGCUAAAGGUAAAGGGACCCCUGACCAUUAGGUCCAGUCGCGGAUGUCUCUGGGGUUGUGGUGCUCAUCUCGCUUUACUGGCCAAGGGAGCCGGCGUACAGCUUCCGGGUCAUGUGGCCGGCAUAAAAAAGCCACUUCUGGCGAACCAGGGCAGCACACGGAAACGCCAUUUACCUUCCCACCAGAGUGGUACCUAUUUAUCUACUUGCACUUUGACGUGCUUUCAAACUGCUAGGUGGGCAGGAGCAGGAACCGAGCAACGGGAGCUCACCCCGUCGCGGAGAUUCAAACCGCCGACCUUCUGACCGGCAAGCCCUAGGCUUUGUGGUUUAACCCACAGCGCCACCCGCGUCUCUAUGUAUGGGUAGAUAAAACCAAAUAUCCUAAAAACACCACAGUCUGUGCUGACCAAGGAAACAGAACCUGGGUAAGCACCGGGAACCCCUGGAGUCUCUCACCGCUUGGAGAUUGGGGUUGGCGUGCAACAAUAUAUUUAACUAACUCGGUAGUCAGGGUCUUGCUCUUAAUAUAAAGCAGGCAAGACAGUGAGCAAUGCUGGAAGGCGGCUGCUCUGGAGCAAGGAUAGGGGCUCAUCUCUGGUUCUGACAGGAGGACCAAGACCUGACUCCUUCAGGACCUUGGAGAGUUCCCAAGGGAAGAAAGGGACUUCCAAAAAAAAUGAUCAAAGUCCAUUUGAGUGUCUUAAGCCAGGGAUGGAGAACCUUCAUCCUGGGUGCCACAAAUCUCCAGGCCGGCAGCUUACCGCAGUUCCUUGUGAAAGGGAGGGAGGCAUUGACCGUUACACCCAUUUGGGUGUAAUCCCCUUGCACAAGAUCUCCACGGCGUUGGGUCUUUUCGUACAAUCUCCUCACAGUGAGAAAACGAAGGAGGCUCUUCUGGAGCUGAAGGGGGUUCUGGAAAGCAACCCCAAAGUGGUGGCCCACUACCCAGUGGAAGUGCGCUUCACCCGGGGAGACGACAUCUUGCUGAGCCCCUGCUUCCGAAGGGACAGUUGCUACAUGAACAUCAUCAUGUACAGGUAAGAGGAGUCGGGUCCAGGCGGGUCCAGGCGGGUUGCCUGAUGGGUAUUGGAGGAUAAGCCUACUGCUGGCCUCUAGCAGUGAUGGCUGUUCUCUGCCUUCACGGUCAGAGGCAAUAGCGCUUCUGACUACCAGCAGCAAGAGGAGAGAGGUCUCUUGUGCCUGGUUUCUGCUUGUGGACAUCCCACGGGCAUCUGGUUGGUGGUGGUGAGGACCAGAGGAGCCUAACAGUGGAUCAAUGAGGCAGAAGCUAAAUAUUAGCGAUCGGGCAGCUGAUGUCCUCAGGCUUAACAUCUAAAAGGCACGACCCCAAAAGGAAAAGGGCUUGGCAAGGAGGAAAAACUCUUCCUUGGUUGGCAUUCCUGUAACGGCCAGCUAGAAUGGAAACAUUUGGAGACAAGCUAUAGAACUCCCAUUCAGCGCUCAGCUAUGUUGUUCCACAACGGAGAGUAAAGUUCAGCUUAUUUUUUUAUCCCGUUCAGGCCCUAUGGGAAAGAUGUCCCGCGCCUUGACUACUGGCUCGCCUACGAGAGCAUCAUGAAGAAGGUUGGAGGGAGACCUCACUGGGCAAAGGUACGAAGGUGGGGGCAGUGUUCAUAGAACUGUAGAGUUGGAAGGUAUACCCAAAGGUCAUCCAAUCCAACCCGCUGCAGUGCAGGAAUCACAGCUAAAGAAUCCCUGGCAGAUGGCCAUCCGAUUUCUGUUUAGAAAGCUCCCAGUAAUUAAUUAAUUAUUAUAAUAAAAUUAAUUAAAUAUUUCUACCCCGCCCAUCUGGCUGGGUUUCCCCAGCCACUCUGGGCGGCUUUCAACAGAACAUUAAAAACAGAACAAAACAUCAAACGUUAAAAACUUCCCUAAACAGGGCUGCUUUCAGAUGUCUUCUAAAAGUGAGAUAGUUGUUUAUUUCCUUGACAUCUGAUGGGAGGGCAUUCCACAGGGCGGGCGCCACCACCGAGAAGGCCCUCUUCCCUGGUUCCUUAGUGUCCGGGCAGAACGAUGGGGCUGGAGACGCACCUUCAAGUAUACUGGGCUGAGGCCGUUUAGGGCUUUAAACGUCAGCACCAACACUUUCAAAUGUACUGGGAGCCAGCGCAGGUCUUUCAGGAUCGGUGUUAUAAGGUCCCGGUGGCCAUUCCCAAUCACCAGUUUCCAGGUCACCUUCAAAGGUAGCCCCAAGUAGAGUGCAUGGCAGUAGUCCAUGAGGUGAAAGAGAGUCCACCACCUUCUGAGGGAGUCUGUUCCACUGUUGAACAGAAGUUACCAUCAGAAAGUUCUUCCUAAUGUUUAGCCAGAAUCUCCUUUCUUGUAUUUUGAAUCUAUUGCAAGAAAGGAGGUUCUGACUAAAUAUUAGGAAUAAGUCCCGUUAGUGCAAGGAUUUCCACCUGCAAUGGGGUUUUCUCCCCCUCACCCUGGGCACAUCCUACACCUUCCCCAAAUCUGGAGGGUUGGGGGAACCACUUGGACCUGCCCCACUAGUCCUGAUCUGGGGAAAAGGAGGGAUAUAAUGAUGAUAAUAAUUACUAUUAUUAUAUAUAAGGAUGGGGGCAGGGGAAGAUUGUGUGCCUUUUUAUUUUUGCAAAUUUCUUCAGCGAGGUGUCUUAAUUUUGGAAUGUGAGGAAUUCAAAUCAGCUAUUUUUGUACUUGGACAACAUUUAGUUUGGUACAUUUACGUUUGAUGAAGCAGCACAUAAACCGCUUUCAGACCUCCUAAACAUUUCAGGUGAUGCUAAAUAAUAACAAUAUUAAUAAACACCACGACUGCAAGUACUUGGCCAUUUAACCGAAAUAUCCUUUUUAUUCCCAAGUCAUGUUACAUCUUUUUAGCACCCCUCAUUUCAGGAGGUUGAAAAAUUCAACACUCCCUAGAGGAGGUUGCAGCUGGGGAAGGAAUAGUAAAACCUCCUUGUUUGCCGUGGCCACAUACGCAGACCAAAAAUUUAAAAAAAUCACCAUCCCACAGGAACUAGGCUUUGUAAUAAACCUUUGUGGAUGUCAAUGGGAUUCUUUUUGACGCCCCAGUGAUGUAAAAGAACAAAAGAGGGGAGGCAGAUGGGAAGAAGAGGGAGUUGAGAGCAUGGAAUAAAUACAACCCAGGUGGUUAAGAAAGCCCAAAAGAGACUCCAUCUCCUCAGAAUAUUGCAAAAGAAUGAUGUCAAUCAACAUUUGAUGAUCUCCUUCUACCGGUCAACAAUAGAAAGUGCCCUUUCAUACUGCAUCACGGUGUGGUACGCUGGUUUGACAUCAUCUGAUAGGAAGUGCCUACAGAGGGUGGUGAAUACAGCACAAGAUAUUAUGGGCUGCCCCAUUAAUCCGCUGGAUGAAAUACAGUGGUACCUUGGGUUAAGUACUUAAUUCGUUCCAGAGGUCCAUUUUUAACCUGAAAUUGUACUUAACCUGAAGCACCACUUUAGCUAAUGGUGCCUCUUGCUGCUGCCGCGCCGCUGGAGCACGAUUUCUGUUCUCAUCCUGAAGCAAAGUUCUUAACCCAAGGUACUAUUUCUGGGUUAGUGGAGUCUGUAACCUGAAGCGUCUGUAACCCAAGGUACCACUGUAGCGGAAGAAUGUUGCCCCAGAAGAGUGAGGAAAAUUCUCAAGGAUGAUUAUUCACACCCUGGCCGGCACUUUCUUGAUCUCCUGCCCUCGGGCAGAAGAUAUAGAAGCACGAUUAGUUGCACCAACAGGGUAAAGAACAGCUUCUAUCCUGGGCUGUUAGGCUGCUGAAUGAAAAGAUAACAACAGGGCAACUGAUUUUCGGGUUUGGUGGGUGUGCGUCAGUAAACGAGGGGAAUUAAGACUAAGAGAGCUGAGUGGGGGGUGCUGGCGUAAUCUCACUGUACACAAGUUGUACAAGUGACAGUAAACUAUUUCAAUUUCAAUUGGUGUGCCUGUGAAGUGGCUCUGCCCCGCCCACUCUCAAUAUAGGCCCCACCCACUCUCAAUAUAGGCCCCGCCCACCACUGACAUGCUCGCCCUGCAAGGUUUCCGACCAGGGAACAUGCCUCUCAGACUGAAAAGUCUCCACCCACCCAAUACAGACCCACAUAGAGGGAGGAAGGGCACUUUCGUAAAACCGGUUCUCUGCCCACAGGCCCACACGUGCACUCGGAAGGACUUUGAGAAGAUGUACCCUGGCUUCCAGGAGUUCUGCUCCAUCCGGGAGAAGCUGGACCCCAGAGGGAUGUUCCUGAAUGCCUACCUGGAGAAGGUCUUCUACUGAGAGGUGACCUGGAGAAGUUGGUGGCGGCGGAGGAACCUCUCGUGUGGGCAGUGGUUCUCAAAGUGGGUGGCAG